CGUCACUUCCUGUAAGGCAGGUUGUGUUUUGAAAGCGGUGUUUACCGGUGCCUCAUGAAAGCGGACUCCUGGGAGCCGCUAGGGGUGACAUCAGCCUAAACGGCGGCUCCAUUGUGUCUGUCAGAGCAGGACACGUUAUCUCCGAGUGCAUGGCGCUGUCCCUCAUCAUCAAAUGGGGCGGCCAGGAGUUCCCCCUGUCUGCCCUGUCCGAGGAGGACACUGUGAUGGAUCUCAAGCACUCUCUGAAGAGCCUGACUGGGGUCCUACCAGAGCGCCAGAAACUGCUGGGUCUCAAAUAUAAGGGUGAGUGCUAGGACAGCCUGCUAUCAGUCCUGCCAGGAGUACCCGGCUAUCAGCCCUGCCAGGAGUACCCGGCUAUCAGCCCUGCCAGGAGUACCCGGCUAUCAGCCCUGCCAGGAGUACCCGGCUAUCAGUCCUGCCAGGAGUACCCUGCUAUCAGCCCUGCCAGGAGUACCCGGCUAUCAGCCCUGCCAGGAGUACCCGGCUAUCAGCCCUGCCAGGAGUACCCGGCUAUCAGUCCUGCCAGGAGUACCCUGCUAUCAGCCCUGCCAGGAGUACCCGGGUAUCAGCCCUGCCAGGAGUACCCGGCUAUCAGUCCUGCCAGGAGUACCCGGGUAUCAGCCCUGCCAGGAGUACCCGGGUAUCAGUCCUGCCAGGAGUACCCGGCUAUCAGUCCUGCCAGGAGUACCCUGCUAUCAGCCCUGCCAGGAGUACCCGGCUAUCAGUCCUGCCAGGAGUACCCUGCUAUCAGUCCUGCCAGGAGUACCCGGCUAUCAGUCCUGCCAGGAGUACCCGGCUAUCAGCCCUGCCAGGAGUACCCGGCUAUCAGCCCUGCCAGGAGUACCCGGCUAUCAGCCCUGCCAGGAGUACCCUGCUAUCAGCCCUGCCAGGAGUUGGUGCGGUGUUACCCUGCUAUCAGCCCUGCCAGGAGUUGGUAUGGUGUUACCCUGCUAUCAGCCCUGCCAGGAGUUGGUGCAGUGUUACCCUGUCCUGACCCUUCACCAGGGCAGUGUGCCUCUGCCAGGCAACAUAAAGAAUAACAGACUAACAUGGUGACAUCUUCUAGCAGAGCAUACACAUUAAUCUUUAUAUUUUUACUUCAUGAUACAUUUUACCUCUGGUAUGGCCAUACAAGUAAAGCUACUAAUAUCACUGUUGAUGUGAGUGAAUGGUGGCCAUAUGCUCAAGGCAGCAUUACACAUUAAGCAUGUGAGGAUGAUGGUGCAGCCCACAACAGAUACCUGCUUGCACAAUUCAUAUAAGUGUGACAUUCAAUGUAUACAUAUGUUGGCAUUUUCCUUUGCAUAACGUAUUGUUUAAAAUGCAUUACUUAUUAGAUGGGGAUCAUGCCAUCAACACAUUUUGGUGUCAGGUCCUUUAUAAAGUAAGCGAGAGUUUUACAUUUCUAUCAUUAGUUAACAUUAUUCAUUUAAUUUCAGUUCACACUUUCUUUUUCACCCGUCAUGAGUAAACUUGCCUGUAUUUAACUAGAUUCAAGCAGUUACAUUGCAGUGUAGUGAACCAUGUGAUGUCUUCCCAGAAUCCUGUACAAAUUAUUUGGACUGAUAUAAGGAGCACAUGCACUCUUUAAGGCAAUAAAGGAAUUCUGUAAAGAGCAAUUUUGACACUUUUACUUUGUCUUUUGGUAAAACUUAGAUUCCUUCUUCCUAUUUUAGUUGACCAACAUGCUAUAAACCAUUCUUUAAAAUCUAUUUAGGAAUUGAGAGUCCCCAAUCUAACCUCAAUAUCAGCUCGCAAUUACCAUCUGGACAGUCAGGUCAACUUUGGGUUAAUACAUUUUAGGCAACUAUAAUAAAGCCUAUUUGUUUAUCGAUUUGAAUGACAUUUUUGUUCUGAUCUAUGUAACAUAUAUUUUCUCAUUAUGUUUUAACAACUGCACCUACGUAUUUUAGCCUUCCAUAUACUAAUACUCAAGAGGAAUUUCCUUAUUUUCCUUUUCAUGCCAAAUGGUCCUAGUUCAUCAAAAAAGGCCAGUCAAGUUCUUCCAUGCCAAACUCAUUCAACCAUUCCUUUAUGGACCUUGCUUUUUGCACUGGGACACAGUCAUGCUGGAAUAGAAAAGAGACUUCCACAAAGUUGGAUGCAUAGCAUUGUCCAAAAGAUUGCAAUGGAAGUAAGGAGCCUAGCCCAACACCUAAAAAACAACACCAUGUCAUUAUACCUCCUCCACCGAAACUUUACAGUUGGAACAAUGCAGUCAGGCAUCUGCCAAACCCUGACUCGCCCAUCAGACUACCAGAGAAGUGUGAUUGGUCAUUCCACAGAACAUGUUUCCCACUACUCCAGUGACUACAUGCUUUAAGUUUACACCACUCGAUCUGGCGCUUGUCAUUCUACUUUGUGAUGUAAGACUUGCAUGCAGCUGCUUGGCCUUAGAAACCCAUCCAUGUAGCUUCCGACACAUUGGUUUUGUGCUGGUAUUAAUUGGAGUAAAAGUUUGAAACGCUUUAGUUAUAGAAUCAUCAGAGCGUUGGUGACUUUUACAUUCCAUGUGCCUCCUCACUCUGACUUUACGUGGUUUUUAGAGUUCAGACUAAAUUCUUCCCCUUUCCAAUAAUACCGCUUACAGUUGACUGUGAAAUCAUUAUCAUUAAGCCUUAACCCAUGUACUACUUUUAGUACUUGACUUUCUGUCUUGUGGUUUAUUUAGAUAUCUCCAGAAACACUCAAUGGCAUUUUACCAUAAUACAGGGUUCAGCCUUGUGUGUGUAUCUCUCUCUCGAUGCUCAUGGUCUAUCACUGCCCACUACCGUUGGUAUGUGUAAAGCAGAGCACAUCUCAGCCUCUGCAAAAUCAUAAUUGGAGGCCUAGCUGCAGGCUGUCAAGGACUGAUGAUCUCUGCUAAACAGCGAGUAAAUCAUUUAGCAGUGAUGUGGCGAUUGGCACCCACAGACUCCAGGGACCAUAGCCACUUGACUAAGUGUUUAUAUUGUCUUGAGGGUUCCUUUAAUCUUAGGGCAGCAUGCUCUACAUUCCCAGACACGUUGCACACAGACUGCAUGCACACCACAGACAUUGUACGCAGCCACCACACACUAUGGUGAUGCACAAGGUGAGACACUCAGUUAUUCAGUAAAAUAAAAGUUUCGUACGUUAAAUCCAAAUGAAAAAAAAUGGAGAACCCUUUUUGAUCAAUUUUUGUGCCUCUGUCCCCUCCCCCCCCCCAUUCAACAUUUAGUAAAUUAACCAUGUCAGUGUUCAGUGCUCUAGCCUGGAACCCCAAUCUUAAAUUAUUUUGUGUGUCUGAGCAAGAAAUUUGGGCUGCCAGUUUAGUUCCCUGGACGAGUACAUUUAAAAAAAAAAAUUAAAAAUAAAUAUAUAUUAUGUAUAUUUCCACAUCUCUGCACUAGUCUGUACAAGAUUGUUAGUUAUACAUCGCUUAAUGGGACGCUAUAAACACCAAAAUAACUGAAGUGACUUUGCUAGAUUAUGCUCCUGCAAUCUAACUGCUGUAUUCUCUGCCAUUUAGGAGUUAAAUGACUUUGUUUAUGCACCCCAAGUCACACCUCCCUGCAUGUAAUCUACAUAUUAAAGAUUUUCCUGUAAAGAGAGAUCUAAUGUUUAAACUUGCUUUCUUGCACAGUAUGUUUUAAUUUAGUCAGUUUAAUUUAAAAAUGUAUCUCCUUUGUUAAUAUCCCAUAACUCCAUAGAAGCAAGAUGCUGGUGGGAGGGAAAUAAAGAUGUUAGGUCAGUGACCCGUAUCGGUUCACAAAUGUGAUUUUAAAAAAAAUGUCAGAUAAUUCAGCAGUGAGCUUACAGGGGCAUGAUUUAUCCACUAAAACUGCUUCAUUAAAAGUUGUUUUGGUGCUCAGAGUAUCCGUUUAAAAUUAAUCUAUCACAACAGAUUCAUUUUAAAGGAACACUAUAGCAUUAGAAAUUCGUAAUGCUAUAAUUCCCUAACUAAAAUUUAGGUGACCGGGCUCCCCAGCUGCAGGGGUUAUACAAGUUAGUUUACUUUUUCUUUACCCCACAAGUUUGCAGUGUGACAGCCACUAGAGGCCGGUUAACCCUGCAAGGAAGUUCUUGCAGAAUUGCAGGGUUAAAACAGGGCACAUAUGGUACCCAGACCACAUCAGAAGUGUCCUUUUAUGUUAUAAUUGUUCUUAAAUCUAUUACCAUAUUAAUCAUCUUAAAGAUAAAUAAUUGCUUUAGGAGAUAUUUUGAUAGGUCCAACAUGCCAGGGUUGCCCUGAUCGAAGUUCUGUGUAUUUUACAGUACUGUAAAACCUAACUCCUGGUUUCACCCCUCUUUUGACAUGACUGGCCUUGCUUGGGAACACUUCACCCCCGUGAUAUCAGCAAGAUUUUUUGCCAGCAUAUUGGUGUCUGAACAAAGAUUAUCCUGCUCAUCCUUUUCAUUCAAUUUAAUAUAGUUGUUUUUUGUUGUUGUUUUUUUAGCUAUACAUUUGUUAGUAAUGCUGCUAGCAUAACAUAUAUACUUGUUCUUGCCUCUCAUAUUGUGUGCAUAAUGACAGACUUUCAAUUUCUUCAUAGUGCCUAACUGGGCAUUUUACACAGAAUACAUCCCCUCCUUCAAAAGUGUCGGAGCAACCCUUUAAAGGACCACUAUAGCCACCCAGACUACUUCAGCUCAAUGAAGUGGUCUGGGUGCCAGCAGUGGUGUAUCUUCCGCGAGGCAAACAAGGCAUUUGCCUUGGACGGCACUUUGCAGGGGGUGGCAAAAAAAGCCACCCUCAAAUGCCCAGACAGGUCCCUUGUUUGCCUCGUGUCCUGGGUGGCUCAAGAGCUGGCCACUUUUGAGCCCUCCCCGAGGCGGGCAUUGAGGGAGCAUGCUCAGCUCCUUUGCACGCUGCUUAGUGAUGCCGGGAGCCGGAGUGACGUCAUAUUCCGUCUCCUGGCUUCAUUAAGCGGUGCGCGAGAGAGCUGAGCAGGAAGAGCUCAGGUGAGCAUGCUCCCUCAAUGCCUGUCUCCGGGGGGGGGUGUCUCAAAAACUGCUAUGUUUAUAUUGGGGGAUAAUACAGCCUUUAGUGGCUGUCUCUCUGACAGCCACUAGAGGCUCACUGAGGACAUGCUGGACGUCCAUAGGAAAGCAUUGAAUAAUUCUUUCCUUUGGGCAGUUUGAAUGUGCGCGCGUCUCUGGACGCGCAUGCGCAUUCGGAGCUGACGUCGGCAGAGGAAGGAAAGGUCACCAGUGCCAAGGUAGCCCAGUAUUGGAUUAAGGUAACUGGCUGAAGGGGUUUCAACCCCUUCAGCCCAGCGAGAGGAGGGGGCACCUAAUAACCCUAUAGUGCCAGGAAAAAGUUUGUUUUCCUGGCACUAUAAUGCUCCUUUAAGUUAAAAUCUGUAUUAUAUGAGCCACAGCCGUGACUCAAAGUACCUCUUUAACUUUAGCUAUGUUGUGAGAAUGUGUUCGUUUCAACCAAACUUUACACACUGGCUAUUUACAGAAAACAAAUCUGCUUUAUAGAUUUUUUUUAUUUUUUUUUAUUUUUUUUUACCGUAGUUUGUACUACUUUUUGGCUGUCUUUAAAAUCAAUCAAAUCUUCACCUAGGACAUACUUGGAAAUGAGAGAAAUCUCAAUGUAUCCUUCCUUGUAAAAUAUUUUAUAAAUUAAAAAAAAAAUAGCCACAUAAAACCUUUUUGGAAAAGACAGCUCUUUCUCAGAAAACCCUUUUUAUCGGAUGUUAUUUCUUUGUGCUGACAUUUUAUCUCCUAUAGUAAUAUACCAACUCCCUAGCACCAAGCAAUAUCUCAAUAGGGAGGAUAACUUAUGUCAACACCAGGUAGGUUUUCCUUCCCAUGUUUAUAUCAAGCUUUGUCAAUGAGGAUACUCCUAUGACCUAUGUAUAUAUAAAAAUAGCUGAAAUGCUGACAUUUUAUCUUCUCCUAAUUUAUAUAAAUACGUAUAUGUAAACAUGUUGUAACAUCCUGCAUAUCUGGAUAGUGUGUGUAUGUAUAUGUGUGUGUGUGUGUUUUAGAAAACCUGUUUAUCAGCUGUGUAAGUUUCUAAUUCGUCAUAAUUAUUUUUAACAAAUUGUUUUUAAUAGGUAAACCAGCAGAAAACAACAUGAAACUGGGUGUUCUGAAACUCAAACCAAAUACCAAGAUUAUAAUGAUGGGGACACGAGAGGAGAGUUUGGUAAUACUAUUUCUGCUUUUUAUCACUUUAUUAGAGUUGCCAUUUUUAUGGAGCUAGACCGAUAGAUUUGUGUAUUCAUUAAACAAAAUAUGCUGUAAAUCCUAGUUUUAUAGAGACCUUGGAGAACCCUAGGGUCUUUAUUAGCACCGGAAGUUGCUUUGUUGUAGUGCAGUUGGAUGACUGUACCUUGUGGGACUUUUAGUAUCAUGCCUUUUGUUUGCAGAUAUAUAUAUAUAUUCUUUAUUUUUGCAGUGCAAAAAGUAAAAUACAAGCAGUUAGAGACAUUUUUAAGAGUAUAGGUUAAUAAGAAGGCAUGUCAAGCUGUGUCAUGUAGAGUAACAGCACUUUUUUGUUUUUUAGUAAUCAUGCAAUAGUAACAGGAGAGACAGCGAGUCCAACAGCAUCUGAAUAUGAGGAUAAGAAACUUAGAAUUGCUUUUUAGUACCUAGAACUGGGUAAAGGGAAUUUGCCCAAGCAUAGUGUACAUAAGUAAAUCGUAUUAGGCAGUCAUAUUUGUGCACACUGUAGACGCCCUGCUCUGUUCUAGCGGUGGUCCAGUGAUUAGCGUAGUGCCAUGAAAUUUUUAGAAAUAAAGCAAGUAACACAAAUUAAAUCUAACACCUUGGCAAAAUAAACAUCAGAAAAUAAACUAAAUUACUGAGCUAGAGGUGAGAGAACAUAACACAUUGCAGCUCAGUCAGUGCCCUCCAAUGGCAGCUUGUCCACCCUUUGGGACCACAGACUUAGUAGAUUAUUCCACUGGAGAAGUUGCUGAGGCGAUGUCACUUUGUGCAGGGUGAGCCUAUGAGGACCUCAUCAGCCUUCCUAUGGGUGGAUAAAGUCCCAAGAAUAUUCUCCUAGGACCAAGGCUCAAGGAGUCUCUCGAUGCAGUCCUUGCAGGUAAGGAGUGAUAUGGCUUAAGUCGCUAAUUCCUGGCUCUUGUGGAAGUUGCAGCCGCCUUCACUCUUAUACCUCUGGAUGGCAACCACCGGGGUAAUGCAACUAUCCGCAUUCUUUGUGUAGGUGAAUGCUCUCUUUCAUACAGCCUGUUCCAAAACCUCUCAAUUAUUAAAGGGACACUAUAGUCACCCAGACCACUUCAGCUCAAUGAAGUGGUCUGGGUGCCAUGUCCCUCAGGUUUUAACCCUUCAGGUGCAAACAUAGCCGUUUCAGAGAAACUGCUAUGUUUACAUUUGGGGUUAAGCCAGCCUCUAGUAGCUGUCUUCCGGACAGCCACUAGAGGCGCAUCUGCAAAGCUGGAGGCAUAUUAUGCCUCCCAUCGCGCAAAGCGUCCAUAGGAAAGCAUUAAGAAAUGCUUUCCUAUGGACACUUUGAAUGCGCGCGUGGCACUUGCUGCGAAUGUGAAUUCGGCUCCGCUGACGUCGGCGGGGGAGGAGAGGUCACCAGCUCCGAGGGAGCCCGGCGCUGGAAUAAGGUAAGUGGCUGAAGGGGUUUUAACCCCUUCAGCGCCAAGGGAGGGGGACCCUGAGGGUGGGGGCACCCUCAGGGCACUAUUGUGUCAGGAAAACCGCUUUGUUUUUCUGACACUAAAGUGAUCCUUUAAAUUCAGCUUGGUGAGGAUAUCUGCAUUUUGGCUGUUUGGCGCUAGAGCGCACAUGGCAUCUGCCAUUACAGGAUCGCUUUUGCUUUAAUGAGCCUGAUGCCACCACCGUCUUGGCAUGCCGGCUGUGCUAUAGGAACUUCGGGUGUGGACCAGGAUCACCCCUACCGGUCAACAAGCAUCCAGUGAGCGGGAAAGCUACUCUCUCUCUCCUGCCCAGCACACAAAUUAGGCCCAAUUGCUUCUUCUGUGGAUUCUGUAGGCUUGGAGGUCUUUCAGAACGCAUCCAGCUGCCAUGCAUGUCAGGCCCCCCACCACAUUUUUAAUUACAUUUUUUUAUUUUUAUUAUUAUGUUUACAAAGCAAGCUUUUGGUCAUUGUUAGUCUAAGAUGGUCAUUCUAUGGAGGGCUUUACGUCAUGUUCCUGGAGGCAUAGAAUUCUAAGGAACCAUGCUCCUGCUUCCCCACCUCUUUUAUUUAUAAAACAGAUAAAUAAUUAAUACAAAUAGAGACGCUAAAAAAAGGUUUUCGCUAUUGUGAGGCAUGUAUGGGAUAUAAGACAAUAUUAAACAAAAGAAAAUAGAAACUUUAAAUUCUUGUGUCAAUGGAAGUACGUUUUUAAUUCUUUUAUCAUAUAUAGCUCUAAAAAUGUUGAACAUAUAUACAAUAUAAAAAGAGGAUAUCAAAACUGUCUUUAUAUAUUUUUUUUAAUUAUCACAAUACAAAAAAUGUUAUGCUAUAGUAAACCAGAAUGUUGAAUUUACACUCCAUCAAUAUGUGAGUCAGACUGUUUCAAUGUAGUUAAGAAAGGGAAUAAAUGUAAGUAAACACUUGUCAUAGUCUAAAAGUAUAAAAUGUAUUCACUUGCAUAUCAGUUAAAAAUGCAGCAUAUCUAAUAAAAAAAAAAAAAAAAUUCACUAUAAGCUGUCCAAUGCGUUUCGUCAUGUGACUUCCUCAGGGACAAAUAAUAUUUACAAAUACAGUAAGCAAAACUUAUUUGAUCUCUAGGGGUUCAGCUGAUUGCUACUCACAUUUCCUUUUAUAAGUUUUCGGUCAUGUGACUUGCGCAAUUACAUACUUCUUUCAACUUCAUAUUUCCAAACUUUUGUAUUAUGCUUUCCAACCUGUGUUCCAGUGUUGCAACGUCUAAUUUGAGAGUCCCGAUUGUCCUCAAUAGUCCAAUUUGUCUCUUAACACGAUUUGCUAAUCUCACCUCAUUGAGAACUUGCAAAACACCACAACCAUAGAGAAAAUAAAAUUUUACAAAGGGCUAUCAGUAAAAACUAUAGUAUAUCUUGAUACAAAGCCCCAUAAUUGGUGCACAGGUGAAACUAAAUUGUAAAUAAAUCUGGUCGGAGAAGAAUAUAUUAAAACUAAGAAAUAAUAAAGAAAUAAAUACAUUUAUGAAUUUAAAAAAAAAAAAUACUAAAAUAGUAAAUAUAUCUGAAAAGAAUUGAAGUAUAAAAGUAAAAUGUAAUUUAAAAAAAUAUAUAGAAAAAUAAAGCCUAACGAAAUGACAAAAAUAGACUUAUGCUGUGCUUCACACUAUACGAAGGGUAGCAGGAAGUGCUGAGUGCUUCCAGCCUAUCACUGCCGCAAUCCCUGGUGUGAAUUCCUAGGGCAGGAGGUGGAGUAGAGCUCUGCCUUUGUCAUAUUAUAAUUAAGGCCUCUUGCUGCAGGCUGCCAGAGAACAUCUCUGCUAAAUCAUCAGUAAACUGUUUGAUAUUAAUACAGGACCCAGCGCCCAUGGACUCCAGGCACAACAACCAAUCAGUUAAAUGUCCCUUAAUUGUAGCCCAUUGGCUCCCUAUCCCAUCUCUAGCCUGCAUUUAUAUUGAUUUCAGCGUUGGCACUUGCAUCUCUUACAGUCCAUUUAUGUUUGCAUUUCUAAAGAGCUUAAACAGACCAAUGCUACGGUAUUUGCAACAGCUCCAGCAGUACUUGUUCUGGAAAACUGAAGCCAGAGGAUAAGCUAAAUUCUGUAUAAUUGCCAUCUUUCAUGUACUGUAUAGUUUAUGUAAAACCAGAAUAGCUUUCAUCAUGCAUAUGAAGAAAGCUAGAUUUCCUUAGAGUAGAGCUGUCAUUUGUGUAGGUAACAAACCUGAUGAUGGUGGCACAUGGCAGGAGAACCACACAGGAUCUUCAGUGGAUUUUUUUUCACAUUUAGCACAUACGUUUAAUACAGUUGUCUUACUCUUAAAACCAAAACUCUGGGGGCGGGGCCUAACCAUCAUGGCCGCCGGACUUGUUUAGUAUGUGCUCCUCACACAACUUCUAUAAGAUUAAAGCGAAGUGGCAUUCCCAGGACAUACCCAAGCACUUACCUGAUUCUGAUUGCUGAUCUACUUACCUGAUUCUGAUUGCUGGGGUACACUUUCGACCGAUCUUGGAGUCACACUGUCUAGCCAGCGGCCUGCAACGGCUACUGGGGGGACCUACGGAAGGGAGAAACGGACAAUCUUCCAGCCUGGAACCACAGGUGUGACACAGCUCCCCCCCACCCCCUCUGGACCGGUGGGGUAUAUCCCGGUCCCCACUGGGGGAACUACUACUGAGCACACACAGCGCUAACGUGACAGCCUGUCCAGCCACAGCAAUCCCUCGUGGCAUGGUCAAAAUGGCUGACACACGACAGACUCACUCGUGUUCAAUUGGGAGGCCAAAUUCUUUGCCACAUUUGAUGCUAUCUGCACUUCUUUCUAGAACCAAAUAGAAUCCUGUACAAAACCAAUGCACCUAUCUCUAUCUACUGCCAUGCAGCCUCCUACUGGCAGCAUCCUUGCCUCUGGACUUUAGAAUGGUAUGGCUCAAAGCCCUUACUCACCAGCACCUCCAGACGUGCAUGUAGGCAACGCUGCAGCCCUGACCGCUCGCACUUCUUCUGAGCUGGGUUCCCAUCUGGAGGUAUACCUCCACAGCCGUCCAUACACUUUUUUUUAUUUGUUUCCCUCUUAAAAUAAAAAUAAAAAAAAUUCUGCACGAGUCACGUUAUACUUGUGUUCCUUAACCCUGAGUGGUUACUACCGAUUUAUUUAAUUUUCUGUCUGUGAUAUACUGAAUGGCAUGGCAAUACAACAUGUACCCGCCCAAUUUGCAAGCUCUUUGCCCACUAGCAUACUCAUACCGUUGCAUCAAUUACUCUCUCAAACUUGCUUAUUCCCGAGUUUGGUAUGCCAUUCCAGUCCCUUACCCAUUGUUAAGUCAGCUGUUUAGACAUAUUAAGUCGUAUUUGCUUUACUUAAAAAAUGAGGCCAGCUAGUUUAUUGUUGGACAGACCACAAACCAUACCACCACAUAGCCUUAUGCAUCUCAUGUUAUGAUACAUGCUGAUACUUUUAUUAUUGCUCCUGAUAUAUAUCUACUGCUUGUAUCGAGGUGGUGUUGUCGCCACAAUACUGUUUUAUUUCUGAUUCAUGCCUCAAUAAAAAUACAGAUUUGACAAAAAACAAAACUCGGUACACUUUCUUUUUAUUACUGUUAUUUAUAUUAUUAUAAUGCAAAUUUGAAUGUCUUGCAUUUUUUAAAAAUAUUUAUUUAUUUUGGGACACUGUCAUACAAACAUAUCAAAAAUUGUUUUUGUUUUUCUCUUUACUUUACAGGAAGAUGUGUUGGGUCCCCCUCCUGAUAAUGAUGACAUUGUAAAUGAUUUUGAUAUCGAAGAUGAAGUUGUAGAGGUGGAAAAUAGGUAACAUGUUUCUGUUCUACAAUCACUAAGCCUGUGAAUGGUUCCUGUUUUGUCCAAACAAUUGUCAGUCUCCCAAGUUAAUAGGUACAUUAGAGCACCUCCUAGGGAAAAAUAUUGAGACAUUAAAAUAUGUAUCAUAAAUAUGUAGGAGCAGAUAUUAAAAGUUACUCCAACCCUUAUGGAGAGGAGACCAUUCCAGUGUAAAAUACCCUGUAGGGCACUAUGGAGAGGCUCAACCCCUCUAAACCUGUAAAAUAAAAGUGUAUUAGUUACCUGCAAUCUAGGAACUGCUCGCGGACCAAUCACAGGCUUCUCGUUUGGUCUGUUUUGCCAGUUCAGAGCAAAACUCCAGGCUGCUAAGGGGAGGGCUCAUAAAAAAAAAAAUCAAAAAAAAAAAUCGCAGAGGACAAUGUAAGGAUGCUGAUAACAGAUGUAUUUUAUACAGUGAAUUGACAUUGAGAGCCCAGAACGGAGUUCUGGACUGUCAGUGUCACAUGUGCUGUGGAUGCAACUAGCUAAGAGCACUCUAUUAAUAUCUCAGUUUCUUCAAGCAGAAACACUGCACAGACAGUUGGAUUGAACCGUUGCCAGAGAAGUCAAGCCUCAAUUCUUUUGUCAAACUUUGCCAAGUCUCAUUUUCCCGCAAUACUCACCUGCCUGUCACGUCCCUGGUUUGUAAUCUUGCGAUCUAACCUGUGUUCUUGAUCCUUCCCCAAGCCUUACUCACACAUGUACUAUGCUGCACAGUUUCCAUUGCUUUUGGGCUCCUGUGCAUGCAAGUUAAAGGACCACUAUAGGCACCCAGACGUAAUGAAGUGGUCUGGGUGCCAGGUCCAGCUAGGAUUAACCCUUUCUUCUAUAAACAUAGCAGUUUCAGAGAAACUGCUAUGUUUAUAAUAGGGUUAAUCCAGCCUCUAGUGGCUGUCUCACUGACAGCCGCUAGAGGCGCUUCCGCGCUUCUCACUGUGAUUUUCACAGUGAGAAGACGCCAGAGUUUGUUUUCCUGGCACUGUAGUGGUCCUUUAACUCAUGAGGUGACACUUGAGUUUGGAGUUGCAUGAAUAGACAUUAAUACUCCUGGUAAAUGUGUUGCCCAAUAACUCCCUUUAUCGUCAAGUAUUUUUAGUUUAUUUUUUUAAAUUUAGAUUUUAAUGUAAAUUAAUUUAUAUAGAGUCCCAUUUUUUUUUUUUUUUUUAUUCUUUUUUUAUUAAACCAAAGGUACUCUCUGCCAUUUUGGUUUCUAGUAUUUAGGUCUAUGAUUAAAUUAAACACUCCUGCACUAAAAUGUGUACACUUCUGUUUUAUCUUCGGAUGAUACAUUUAUUUAGCAGGACCUUAAACCGUUUUUCUGUACCCAAAUGCCCUGUGUACGAUGAUUGAAUACAAUCAUCUCUUGCAAUAAGCCACUAGGUACAAAUGGUACAAAUAUUUGUGUUUCAUUAUGUUUAACCCUUUACAAGCCAGUUUUAAUGCUUUCCUAUGGACUGGCUGUGCGCGCAGCUCCUGCCGCGCAUGCGCAUUCAGCCGAUGACGACAAGGAGGAGGAGAGUUCCCAGGGCUGGAAAAAGAGGUAAAUUUAACCCCUUUCAGCCCCUAGAGCCCGGCAGGAGGGGGUCCCUGAGGGCGGGGGCACCCUCAGGGCACUAUAGUGCCAGGAAAACAAGUAUGUUUUCCUGGCACUAUAGUGGUCCUUUAAGCGUCUGCAUCAGCUUGCACAAAAUCAGGGAAGCUAAAAAAUGUGAGCUCUUUUUCAGGAAGUGUGUAGGGAAAAUGUGUGUGUCACAGCCAGGGGAGGUGUAACUAGGGCUGCAUAGUGUUUUAACUCAUACAUGGCAGAGAAUUAAGCGGUGAGUGUCCAGGGCCAUCAGUAAAGAGGUUUCACAGCCGUUAUCUAAACACUAAUACCACUUAAUUAACCCCUUAAAUUCUGGACUGAGACAAAACCUAGGAAUUGUGUUUUUUGUUUGUUCCACCUAAAUUUAAGGGCUUCUCUUUAACCCCUUUAAUAUCAUUCAUAUUACGCAUGUUUUUUCAAAGGAGAGAACAGGCUUUCUUUUAAUAUCUUAUAUGCACAAUAUUAAGUGUGACAAAAAUGCAUUUUUGUUCACAUUUUUUCUUAAUAAUUUUUACACAUCCAGUGUAGCUAAAGAAAAUAACUCAGAAUAGAUUCAUGUAUUAGUCCUGAUUGUAAACUGCCUCAUAUGUCUAGGAUCUAAAUUAAUUUUUGCUAGUUAAUGUUAACCCUAUAACAACAUUCCCUAACAUUAUACUUAACGCAGCCAUACCUAUAAUCCUAUGCUUAUAUUAACUAUCCAUAUACCUACCCCAACCUUAACCAUAAACUAUCCCUAACGCUAAACCAGCAUUCACCCUUGUCUUAUCCUAACCUUACACUUAACCCCAUAUAAAAACCCUCUCUGCUAAUAGCAGUACGGAUAUCAGCAGCAGCUGGAUUUCCUAGGUAAAGGGACACUCUUGUUUAUAAAAGUUGUUUUGGUCACUAUAAAGAACCAGGGAAGGUUUUUAAGGAAGGAAGUUAGACGGAUAUAUAAUACCUUUUUAAAAAGAACUAAAUAUCUCAAUCGAGUUAAAACUUAACUUUUAUUUUGUAUAUUAUUAAAACAAUGUGAAAAUAAUGGGUGAAGUAAUCCGACCUUCCUGGAUCAAAAUAAAUGUAAAUUAAAUAAUAAUCAGACCUCACUGGGUCAAAGCAAAGAAUAACUCCUAAUAACGAAUUACUGGGUCAAAGAAAAUAAUAACCCCUGAAAAUAAUGAAAAGAAAACCAGAAAAUUAAAAAUAAUACAAAUUACUAGACCUCGCUGGGUCAAAGCAAAAAAUAACUCCUGAUAGUAAUGAAAAAAUCCCAAGGGUGCUAAAAAUAAGUAAAUAAAAAUGCUGCAUAACCUGCAAGUAGAGUAUGUGCAUAUGAUUCCUAUAUUAGCGAGCCAAAGGACGAACAAGGGCUGUCUGCACAUACAAAUAUGUUGUAACUAGGCAGUAAAAUGUUAUUGUAUCAAACAAAACAAAAAUAUAUGGUAAUAUAUGAAGUAGUAACCUGAAACAGGGUGCAGACUGGCGCUCUCUUAACUUGUGACACAAGAAAUGGCAGGGAGAAUUAUCAACUAAGUGGUGGUUAAGCAAAUGUCUAAAAAAAAUGCAUAAAUUGCUAGAUACAAAGUAUGUGUACUCUACAUUGUGCUUGGAGGGCACCCCAUUCAUGUGAAUCCCACCACUAAAACCUUGGCUAAUCUCUUAAAUGAAGUGACUACUACAUUGGGAUGGCAAAUUGUCCGAAAGCAAGAAAAGAGGUUGCACUGACUUGCCUACAAAAUGUUGCUAAAUAGCAGUAAGACAAAUAUACUGUAAUAAUCAAAUCCUUGUCAGAUAACUGAUAAUAUCAUUGUAAAGAUCGGUAAGUCAUUAGAGCCCCUGAUGCCCUUUUUGCCAGUGGUAGCUCAUCAUAGAGGCACCUCUGUUUCAAGUUACUACUUAAUUUAUUACCAUAUAUUUGGAGAUAUAUAUCUUUUUUUAUCUCCUGCUCUGUAAAUUGAACUUUAGUCGCACACACUUGAACUUGUGCAGGGUCUAACAAGCUAUUAACAGAGCAGGAGAUAAGACAUUCUAAAUUACACAGAAUUUACAAUAAAGAAAUGUAAACAUUAGAUGUAUCUUUACAGGAAGUGUUUAUGAAGGUUGUGCAAGUCACAUGCAGGGGGUGUGACUAGGGUGCCUAAACCUAGUGAGUUAAAUGGCAGGGAAUUGAGCAGUGAGACUUCAGAUGCAUGAUCUGUACACAAAAACUUGUUUUGGUGAUACUAGUGUCCAUUUAAUACAGUAGAGCUUGGUGCGUUACCGUCAUCUACUGGCUGUUUUCGAGGAUAUCUUCCCGUAUUGCUGAAACUUCAGCAUGCUGUAUCUGCCGAUUACACAGUGAUCGGUGCAGGGCAACUGGCAAAGUCCAACACUGAUCAAAAUCGGCAAGGUGGCAUUUAAUGAGAGCCUGUUGGGGUCUUCCUCAGACCAUCAGUUGAGUUAGAGGCUUAUAUGCAGUGCUGUCUUUGAACACUGCAUAUAACUCAUGGGUCAAUCUGGGGCCACCAAAAGUGGCCCUGGCUGACAGAGGGGAGCACCAGGUAUCUAUUGGUACAUAGCCCUCCUUGAAGUGAGCAGGGAGUUAACCCUCCACACAUCACAUUGCAACAAUAGGGAUUCAAUCCCUAUUGAAAGCGCUGUAUGCACCACACACUAUGAGCACUGCAUACAGCUCAUUUGUCAGUCUAGGGCCACUUAAUAUGACCCCAGCUGACAGAAGGGAGCCCCAAGUUUUAAUACCUGGACUUCCUAUUGUGAGCAGGGAUUUAACCUGGCUCACACCAAAACUGCAGCGUGUUCCAUGCUGUCCUAACGUCUUUAAAGAAACACUAUAGUGUUAGCAAUACAAAACUGUAUUCCUGCCACUAUAGUGUCCAUCUGCCCCUCUGGCGAACGCCUUCCCCUCCCCACUGCACACGUGCAGUGAGCCUCCCUCAUAGGAAAGCAUUAAGUGUUUUCCUAUGUUUUUUUUUUAAGGUGUUGGAUGCCUUCAUGCUUUGCAUGAAAGGCCAGGAAGUGUGACUAGUGUCUGUCUGGUAGAGAGGCUGUCUGGGAGUGGCAGUCUUAGCGCUGCAAUGUAAACCUUGUUUUCACUUGCAGGAUUAAGAAGACAGGGACACUGCAUCCAGACCACUUUAAUGAGAUGAAGGGGUCUGAGUGCCUGUAGUGUUCCUUUAAAGUCUAUUUUGUGGAGGACAGCAUGGAACAUCCUAACGUCAGGAAGGGGUAAAGCUAAAUUUGUUAUGGUGUUUAGUGUCUUUUUUUUUUUUUUUUUGGUAGACAGUUGUUUUAGAUUUGUUGUUAUCUCCUUAUUGUGCUGCAUUACAGUUUAGCAUGCCUGACACUGUUCAGAAGUCUGACUUGAGUUUCUUCCAAAUGUGUUAUUUGCAUUAAGCAUUGAAACACAUUUUUGUUUUGCAUGUGACUGCUUGACACUUGGUGAUCAAGAAUAAUUUUGAAAAGAAAGUGAAAACAUUAAAUCUUUUGGUCCCAUUCUUCGAUUCCCUUGUUUUAACAUUAAACUCUUUUCCUAGAGAAGAAAAUCUUGCCAAGAUUUCCCGUCGGGUGAAAGAUUACAAAGUAGAAGUUUUAAAUGUCCCAAGGGAAGGCAAGAAACUUCUAGUUCUAGAUGUCGAUUAUACACUAUUUGGUAAGUUUGCUGCCUGUGUUGUACCUGCUACACUUGCGAAAAAUCCAAAAUGAAAGAUUUGGAAAUGUUUUUGUACUUUAUUUUGUGUGUGUAAUAAAAUUCUCUGCCAGGUACAAUAAUACUUAAUGGGGGUACAUACAUGUGUGAUAUAUUUUAAUUCCUUAUUUAAAGGACCACUAUAGUGCCAGGAAAACAUACUUACAUACUUGUUUUCCUGGCACUAUAGUGCCCUAAGGGUGCCCCCACCCUCAGGGUCCCCCUCCUGCCGGGCUCUGGGGGGCAGGAAGGGGUUAAACGUACCUCUUUCUCCAGCGCCGGACGGGGAGCUCUCCUCCUCCUCUUCGGCUGAAUGCGCAUGCGCGGCAGGAGCUGCGUGCGCAUUCAGCCAGUCUCAUAGGAAAGCAUUCAUAAUGCUUUCCUAUGGACGCUGGCGUCUUCUCACUGUGAUUUUCACAGUUAGAAGCACGCAAACGCCUCUAGUGGCUGUCAAUGAGACAGCCACUAGAGGCUUUAGAGGCUGGAUUAACCUAUUUAUAAACAUUAUAUGUUUAUAAAAAAAAAAUGGGUUAAACCUAGCUGGACCAGGCACCCAGACCACUUCAUUAAGUGGUCUGGGUGCCUAGAGUGGUCCUUUAACCAUGGCCAAAUGCAUAUUCAAAAUACUCCUUCAGAGCGUAGAGUAAUAGUAUGUUGUAACAUAAAAAGUGCAUAGGGUAUAAGUCUAGCACAGGUUUCUGGCCAUGAACCAAGAUUUUAUCUAGAAAACAGAACCAUGUGUGAUAUAGAGCGGGUAUAAUUAUAUUAUUCAUGCCAGUGAUUAAAAGCACAGACCAAAACGGCAGAAAACCUUUUGUAUGUAAAAAAAAAAAAAGUAAAUCCCAGUUACUCAUGCUAUUUUCCCACUUAGGAGCUGUCGAUUAUACAUCAGCGCCUCUGCGAUUUGAAAAAUGCUUUUGUAUGUAAAAUGUCUUAUCGUACAAGUUAUGGUGGGAAACCUUUGCACAUAGAAGCUCACGAUUCAGAUAACUGUAGUGAUAAUAAAACACUCAAUCAAGUACAGUUCAUAUCACAUCCCUAGCAAAACCCUAUUACAUUUAUUUUAGCCCAACUGUAAUCUUUACAUUGUGCUGGCGAAAAAAAAUAAAUACAUGACCAGAUCUUGCCAGCAAAAAAGUAAAUUUUCUACUGUAAGCCUCUAAUGCAGUAUAAGCUUUACAUUGUGCUCUCCCAAAUUAAAGUUGCUUCUAUCAGUAAGUUUGCUUUAGUAGUUUUUCUGCAUGGUUUGAGAGCUUACAUGGGUUCUGCACUAUUCAAGUGCUGUACACACAGCACAUGUUUGUGUGCAGCAUUGCUGCUGAAAAUUAGAUCAAAUAAACCAGUAAAGGCUUGAUUCAGUAAACCAUUAAAUUGAAUGGCAAAUAUGUGUAAUGUUCAUAGUUUAGUGAAUAAACCCUGUGACGAUAGUCACUGUCUUUGGGGAUGGAAGACAGACACUGUGUGGGCCCCCAAAUUCGUCCAGGGUGGAAAAGGCCCUCAGUGAUCCCAGUCAAGCCUGAGCGACUGGGCCUGAUAGCUAUGAGGAAUCAGACCUGGCGGAGGUACUUGGUCGGAGUACUGGAGCUCCGUCACAAACCCCAUCUGUAUAAUAAAGCAACAAUUUAUUCAGAUGCGUCUGAACUGGCUAGAUGUAUUGCUCUAACUGCCUUGUUGUUUAUAGUAAAUGGGGCACACUCCGAAACACACACACACACACUACAGCAUGCUGUAGUAUAACUUGUGCUCUGUUUGCCUGAUUAACCUUGAAGGAGGUAUACCGUUUUCUUCAUCUUGGCCAUUACUUCAAUACACUGAACUGCAACCUUUUUUUUUCAUUUAAAGAUGAUGCAUUAACCCUUACAUGUAAUUUUUGUACUAUUCAAACGCACACUAUUCCAGGGAUGCCCGGAAGGUACAUCCGCUUAAUGCUACAUCUCAGUUCAACUUUUAUGAUGGCAUUAUUUGGUUCAGAAUAUUAGUGUGCUCUCCUGUCUUGCUAAUGCUUGCAAUCAGCUAGGUGAAUUUGGCUGUGGAGCCUGUAGAGCGCCACCUGUUUGUUGCAAGGAUCUAACAACAGCUAUAUGCACUACCUGAAUAGCAAGGCUUGCAAGAUGUGCAUAUUGUUAAUUCUGCAGACAGGAGAGAUAUUUUGUGUUGUUUAUUGACUUCCCUACCCCUUUGUAGAUAUGUUGUGUUAUUAUUCCAUGUAUGUUUUCUGACAUGUUUUGGUUAGUUUAAUUGUAUUUUGGUUGUCAAAGCAAUCUUAAUGUAAUGAUCAUAUGGGCUAGUCCCAAGAAAAUUAAGCGUGUUUAAUUCCAUUUUGCAUGGUAAUUCCAUUUGGAACUGGGUCUCCUGUGUGGAUUUUUAGGAGUCAAUAGAGAUAGGCCUGAGAGCCGCAAGUGCCUUUGUAAAGGCAAUAUCUGGCACUAUGAGCAGAGCUCCAGAGGAAUAGGCAGAGGGGACGAUACCUACCUGGAAGGAAUGCUGAAGCCAGAAAGACCCCAGUCAAGCUGGGGCAGAAGUGCUUCAGGUUUCCCGGUACCAACUAGGGUGCGAGCUUGGCAAAGGUACCCAGCCGUACAGGCAGCUCCGUCACACUCCACUUUCAGUGUUUUCCUUUGACCUUCAAAUUCAUUUGUACUUCACAACACAGUGGUGUGAGCUCCCUGGUUUCCAAGUACUUCUUCAAACUAAAUAUUAGGGAUCACCGAUUAUUAAAUAAAGAUACCGAUAUUGCCGAUAAUGCAGACCAGGACCGCCAUCAGGGUCCUGGGGGGCCCAGCACACUCUUACUUACCUUCCCAGCAUCUUCCUCCAGCUCCCCUAUCUAAAUCUUGCGAGUCCUGCGGCCGUCAGAGCAUUGCCACGGGUUACCAUGGCAUCGCUCUGCGCGGCACACAGGCCGCAAGAGUUAAAGAGGGGAGCUGAAGGGAUCUGCUGGGAAGAUAAGUGUGUGCUGGGCCCCCUCUGCACAGUCCAUUCCACCAGACCACCAAGGAAUGACAUAUCCCCCCUCCCUGGCCAGGUAAGAGCAGGGAGGGGGGACUAAAACAUAAUUUAAAAAAAAAUUAAUAUUUAAAAAAAGAAAAGUUACAAAAAUAAAAAUGCCCUCCCUCCCCCAUUUUACUCACGUAACAUACCUACACAAACACUCACUGCUCAAACACACACAAACCCACACUGCAUUCAUUAUAUACACACACUACACAAACACGCUGCAUUCAUUAUAUACACACACACACACACUCUGCAUUCACUAUACAAACACUACACAAACCCACUCUGCAUUCAUUAUAUACACACACUACACAAACCCACUCUGCAUUCAUUAUAUACACACACUACACAAACCCACUCUGCAUUCAUUAUAUACACACUACACAAACCCACUCUGCAUUCAUUAUAUACACACACUACACAAACCCACUCUGCAUUCAUUAUAUACACACACUACACAAACCCACUCUGCAUUCAUUAUAUACACACACUACACAAACCCACUCUGCAUUCAUUAUAUACACACACUACACAAACCCACUCUGCAUUCACACACUACACAAACCCACUCUGCAUUCAUUAUAUACACACACUACACAAACCCACUCUGCAUUCAUUAUAUACACACACUACACAAACCCACUCUGCAUUCAUUAUAUACACACUACACAAACCCACUCUGCAUUCAUUAUAUACACACACUACACAAACCCACUCUGCAUUCAUUAUAUACACACACUACACAAACCCACUCUGCAUUCAUUAUAUACACACACUACACAAACCCACUCUGCAUUCUACACACACACAAACCCACUCUGCAUUCAUUAUAUACACACACUACACAAACCCACUCUGCAUUCAUUAUAUACACACACUACACAAACCCACUCUGCAUUCAUUAUAUACAAACACUACACAAACCCACUCUGCAUUCAUUAUAUACACACACUACACAAACCCACUCUGCAUUCAUUAUAUACACACACUACACAAACACACUCUGCAUUCAUUAUAUAUACACACUCUGCAUUCAUUAUAUAUACCCACUCUGCAUUCAUUAUAUACACACACUACACACACACUCUGCAUUCAUUAUAUAUACACACUCUGCAUUUAUUAUAUACACACACUACACAUACACACUCUGCAUUCAUUAUAUAUACACACUCUGCAUUUAUUAUAUACACACACUACACAUACACACUCUGCAUUCAUUAUAUACACACACUACACAAACACACUCUGCAUUUAUUAUAUACACACUACAAAAAAACCACUGCAUUCACUAUAUACACAGUAUACAAACUCACACACUGCAUUCACUAAAUACACACUACACAAACACACACUCACUCUGCAUCCACUACAGAAAAACACACACUGCAUUCACUAUAUACACAGUAUACAAACUCACACACUGCAUUCACUAAAUACACACUACACAAACACACUCACUCUGCAUUCACUACACAAAAACACACACUGCAUUCACUAAUCAAAUACUCUCACUGCAUCCAAUACACACACACACACACACACACACACACACACACACACACACACAUUCUUGAAAACAUGUAUAUUUUGUGGGUUAAUGGGUGAGAUUACUUUAAAAGUAAACCUCUGGUUAGAGAAUGAAUAAUGGCAAGGCUAAACCACUCUACUGGAAAUAAAGAGACUCCACUAAAAAUCCCUUAUGAUGCAAAUAAAAGAAAAAUUAAUUGUAAAAUUAAUAAAAUAUCCAGGAAUAGUAAAUGCCUUAAAGAUAAUAAUUAGUUAAAUAAAAUAAAAUAAAAAAUAAUAAAUAAAAUAAAAUAAAAAUAACGAAAAACAGUUAUGUCCAAUAUGGAAUUCAAGUCCAAUUGUUAACAGUCUCUUUGCUGAAAAGCUAUAUCAUAAUAGCUGUAAAUGAAAUAGAUGGAUAGUCUUUUAAAAUCUUUGUUUGUAAGCUAAUUCAGUUCACUCCAGUUAUAGAUGAACUGGGAUCUAGAUACUGAAUUAGUUAUUUAGUAUAGUACAAUAUAACAAUAUAUAUGGUCCUUAUAAUUGUAACAUUGUAUCUUGUACCAGAGAAUAAAUAACUAACUGACAGGCUAUAUAAAGUAGCCUUUAGUUUUAAUACUGUUACUCCUAAUAAUAGGAAAUAAAGUGAUGAGAUAAAAUAAGAUCCAAGUGCUAAUACAGAAAAUUAUUCCAAGUAUUGAUAUAUUAAAAAAAAAUGGAUUUAUUGUAAGAUAAACUUGAAAUAAAGAUUAAAAAGCAAAAAGUUGCACUCACAUUGAUUAAAAGUUAUGCUGAAUAUGGAGCCAGAGGAUGGUGUAAGCAGCUGAAAAAAAUAGACUGUCCGCUCAUCAGAUGUAAAGUGAAUGAUUUUCAAGCCGCGUGCAUUCCACCAAAUUCUCCCUGUUGAUUAAAAGUUUUGCCGAAUAUGGAGCCAGAGGAGGGUGUAAGCAGCUUAAAGAAAAAAUAGACUGUCCGAUCAUCAGAUGUGAAGUGUAUAGUUUUCAAGCCGCAUGCGUUCCACCAAAUUCUCCGUCUGCGUUCCAGAUGCAAAUCAGCAGUGUUGCGGUAGAUGCCGGAAAGAUGCCGAAAAGCAGUGAAAGUGUAUAGUUUUCAAGCCGCGUGCGUUCCACCAAAUUCUCCGUCUGCGUUCCAGAUGCAAAUCAGCAGUGUUGCGGUAGAUGCCGGAAAGAUGCCGGUAGAUGCCGAAAAGCAGUGAAAUGUCGUUCUGUCGUUCUGAAUAUCGUCCUUACGCGUUUCGUGAGGCUUAGCUCACUUCAUCAGAGGAUGUCUGAUUGAGGUUUCUUGUGGGUUUAAAUAGCCAGCAGAACUUCUGGUUUAUGUUAACCCCUUAUGGUUAAUGUUAAAUAUAGCACUGGAUUCAUUCAAUAGUACAAUCAUAUACAAUAAAAGAUUUUUACAAUGUUUUGGAAUUUGAACAAAAAAGAUUAUAAUACAUAUUGGACCUAUAUAUACUACUCAUUAAAAAAGAGAUAAAUAACAUAAUAUAUUUUUUAAAAGAUUAUAAAAGAUUCACAUAUUAAAAUAUAUUGUCAUAAAAAUAAUAGUAUAGUUAAACAGUUCAUAAGGUAUUUGAUACUUGAUUAAAACUCAUUUAUUUUAAAAAUUUAUAUUUAAAAAAUUAUUAAUCAUUUGAAGAAAAAAAAAAUGUAUUAAUUAUAAAACAGCUGUUAAUUCAAAAUCUACAUUUAAACCAUUGGGUUCUAGCGUGUCUAACUGAAAUAUCCAUUUGGCUUCUGCUUUAUCUAAUUCUUUUUCUAAAUCUCCUCCUCUCCAUGGAAUAUUUAUUUUUUGAAUUGCCAUAAAAAUAAGUCCCUUAGGAUUCCUUGCAUGUGUGAGAUCAAAGUGUUUCGAAAGAUUAUGUGAAUUGAGUCCAUUUUUGAUGUUUCUAAUAUGUUCUCCCAUUCGUGUUUUAAAAGCCCUUUUAGUACGUCCCACAUACAUUUUAUCACAGGGACAUUUUAAUAAAUAAAUUACUCCAAUAGUUUUACAAUUUAAGUGUGAUUUUAUUUUAAAAAUUUCAUUUGUUUGUGGGUGACUGAAUUCUAUAAUACUUGUAGAUCGAUUUGGUUAUUUAUACAUGCUUGACAUUUUUUACAUUUCCAAAAGCCUGCUAGAUUUUUAAGAGUGGUAGUUUUAUUUUGCUUUGGUUUUUCUUGUUUUGUUGUGGGUGCUAAUAAUAAACCCAGAUUGGGGGCUUUGGAGUGUAUUAUUCGAGGUUUAUUACUUAAUAUUCGUCCUAAUUGGGGAUCUCCUUUGAGAAUAUUCCAAUUUUUUUGUAGAAUAUUUCUAAUUUGAUGGGUAUGACUAUUAUACCUUGUUAUAAAAGUGGGAGCUUCCAAAUUGGAUGAAUCUUUAUAUGACUUCGUUGCCAAAAUAUGGUCUCUAGAUAAAAGGGAGGUCUUAGUUAGAGCUUGAUUUAAAAUUUUACUUGAAUAGCCUUUUGCUUGGAAUUGUGCUGUCAUCAUUUUAGUUUGUUCGACACAGAUUUUGGGUUCAGAACAAUUUCUUUUUAUCCUUCUAAACUGGCUAAACGGGAUAUUGUUUAGCCAUGUUCUUUUAUGAAAACUAUUGUGAGGAAUAAAACUGUUACAUGCUAUUGUUUUUCUAAAAGUUUUAGUUUCCAAUUUGUUAUUCUGAAUAUAAAUUUCAAGAUCUAAGAACUCGAGUUUUUCUGUGGAUUGGUUAAAAGCAAAUUUUAAAUUAUAAGGGUUAAAAUUUAAAUAUUCCUUAAAAUUUUCCAACAAUUCGAUAUCUCCCUUCCAGAUAAAAAUACAACCAUCUAUAUAGCGAUGCCAUGAGACCUCAAGUAAAAUUUUAAAUCCCUUUUAUCUAGAGACCAUAUUUUGGCAACAAAGUCAUAUAAAGAUUCAUCCAAUUUGGAAGCUCCCACUUUUAUAACAAGGUAUAAUAGUCAUACCCAUCAAAUUAGAAAUAUUCUACAAAAAAAUUGGAAUAUUCUCGAAGGAGAUCCCCAAUUAGGACGAAUAUUAAGUAAUAAACCUCAAAUAAUACACUCCAAAGCCCCCAAUCUGGGUUUAUUAUUAGCACCCACAACAAAACAAGAAAAACCAAAGCAAAAUAAAACUACCACUCUUAAAAAUCUAGCAGGCUUUUGGAAAAGUAAAAAAUGUCAAGCAUGUAUAAAUAACCCAAAUCAAUCUACAAGUAUUAUAGAAUUCAGUCACCCACAAACAAAUGAAAUUUUUAAAAUAAAAUCACACUUAAAUUGUAAAACUAUUGGAGUAAUUUAUUUAUUAAAAUGUCCCUGUGAUAAAAUGUAUGUGGGACGUACUAAAAGGGCUUUUAAAACACGAAUGGGAGAACAUAUUAGAAACAUCAAAAAUGGACUCCAUUCACAUAAUCUUUCGAAACACUUUGAUCUCAUACAUGCAAGGAAUCCUAAGGGACUUAUUUUUAUGGCAAUUCAAAAAAUAAAUAUUCCAUGGAGAGGAGGAGAUUUAGAAAAAGAAUUAGAUAAAGCAGAAGCCAAAUGGAUAUUUCAGUUAGACACGCUAGAACCCAAUGGUUUAAAUGUAGAUUUUGAAUUAAGAGCUGUUUUAUAAUUAAUACAUUUUUUACAUUUUUUUUUUCUUCAAAUGAUUAAUAAUUUUUUAAAUAUAAAUGAUUUUUAAAAUAAAUGAGUUUUAAUCAAGUAUCAAAUACCUUAUGAACUGUUUAACUAUACUAUUAUUAUUUUUAUGACAAUAUAUUUUAAUAUGUGAAUCUUUUAUAAUCUUUUAAAAAAUAUAUUGUUAUUUAUCUCUUUUUUAAUGAGUAGUAUAUAUAGGUCCAAUAUGUAUUAUAAUCUUUUUUGUUCAAAUUCCAAAACAUUGUAAAAAUCUUUUAUUGUAUAUGAUUGUACUAUUGAAUGAAUCCAGUGAUCGGACAGUCUAUUUUUUCUUUAAGCUGCUUACACCCUCCUCUGGCUCCAUAUUCGGCAAAACUUUUAAUCAACAGGGAGAAUUUGGUGGAAUGCACGCGGCUUGAAAAUCAUUCACUUUACAUCUGAUGAGCGGACAGUCUAUUUUUUUCAGCUGCUUACACCAUCCUCUGGCUCCAUAUUCAGCAUAACUUUUAAUCAAUGUGAGUGCAACUUUUUGCUUUUUAAUCUUUAUUUCAAGUUUAUCUUACAAUAAAUCCAUUUUUUUUAAUAUAUCAAUACUUGGAAUAAUUUUCUGUAUUAGCACUUGGAUCUUAUUUUAUCUCAUCACUUUAUUUCCUAUUAUUAGGAGUAACAGUAUUAAAACUAAAGGCUACUUUAUAUAGCCUGUCAGUUAGUUAUUUAUUCUCUGGUACAAGAUACAAUGUUACAAUUAUAAGGACCAUAUAUAUUGUUAUAUUGUACUAUACUAAAUAACUAAUUCAGUAUCUAGAUCCCAGUUCAUCUAUAACUGGAGUGAACUGAAUUAGCUUACAAACAAAGAUUUAAAAAGACUAUCCAUCUAUUUCAUUUACAGCUAUUAUGAUAUAGCUUUUCAGCAAAGAGACUGUUAACAAUUGGACUUGAAUUCCAUAUUGGACAUAACUGUUUUUCGUUAUUUUUAUUUUAUUUUAUUUUAUUUAACUAAUUAUUAUCUUUAAGGCAUUUACUAUUCCUGGAUAUUUUAUUAAUUUUACAAUUAAUUUUUCUUUUAUAUGUAUAUUUUGUGCAUUGAGCUUUAUAAAAAAAAAAAAAAAAAAGAUUUUGCAAAUAAAUAAUAAACAUAAUUUUUUCUAAAAUGGUAAAUAUACAGAAUAUUGGUACGUUAUCGGCUAUCUGCCUGAAAGUUCACAGAUUAUCUGUCUCUGCUCUAAAAAAAAAAAAAAUCAAUAUUGGUCGAUUCCCUACUAAAUCAAACAUCAAACAAAUGUGUAGGCUAUCUAUUAGGGAUUGAUUUUUUUUUUUUUUUUAAGAGCCAAUACCGAUAAUCUGUGAACUUUUAGGUCAAUAGCCGAUAACUUACCAAUACAGAUAUUUUGUACAUUUAACGUUUUGAACAAAGAAACCAUUUCUACACUAAUAUUCUGUUUACUGAACAUGUUUAUUUACUAUUUUAAUUAAGUGGUAAAUGCACAAAAUAUACACGCCGGUCAGUUUUUUUUUUUUUUCAAGUAUAUUUUGUGUUCCUCUCCCCUUCCUUUCCCUUAGUGUACCUCUCCCAUCCCCUUCCUUUCCCUUAGUGUACCACUCCCCUCCCUUUCCCUUAGUGUACCCCUCCCUUACCUGUCCCUUAGUGUACCCCUCCCUUCCCUGUCCCUUAGUGUACCCCUCCCUUCCCUGUCCCUUAGUAUACCCCUCCCUUCUCUGUCCCUUAGUGGCCCUCUCCCCCUGUCUUUUAGUGUGCCCACCCCCGUCAGUGGUCCUCUCUCCUCCCUGGUGUGCCUCAUUACCUCUCUUGUAGUGUAGCGGAGCGGACCGCUGUACUUGAGCUUCUGAUUCCUAUUCCCGGCUGGACUGACACAAAGUGCUCUCUCCGUGAGCACUUACUGUCAGUCCGGCCGGGUACAGGAAACUGAAGCUCCUAUACCGCGGUCAGCUCUGCCCCACUCGACCACGCUACACUGAGUAACUCUUAAGGGGAGUGCUGUGCGCUUCCUUCCUGCUGGUCUCUCAAUUUUUGCGCCCCCCUCUCCCCCCCAGAGCAGGUGCGCCCUAAGACAGCCUAUGCCGCCUUAUGGACACGCCGGCCCUGCAUGCGCUGGGCCACCGGCGUCUUUCAUAUUGUCAGCAAUAUCUUUAUCAGUAGUGGCCGAUACUGAUAUUUGACGACAUCUGUAAUAUCGGCUGAACCGAUAAUCUUUCUAUCCGUACUAUGUAUAUUGACACUCGAGGAUUAUUUUUAUAUUGGGCUCUCAAUAAUACUCUACCAGUAAUGCAAAAACAACUUGCAUAGAGCCAAACCCUAUUCUUUCUUUUACAUUUUGAAUCUGGAUAAUUAACAUCAAUGGCAUGCUUGAGCUGAAUAUUACUAUUAUUUUAUAUGUUAUGAUAAUUGGAGCUGUCAAAUGACUUACCCAAAUAUUUUUAAAAGUUUUCUAUACAAUUCGAACAUAAUCUUCACCACAAUGCCAGGAGAAAAAAGAAAAUCUGUGGCUUUCACAAUUUCUGCAGUGAUCAUCCAUUUUAAGGCUUCAUAGAUCAGGGGCAUUAUGGGGCAUUUAUUUGGCCUUUGAGGCAGUAGAAUCGUAUUGUUCCAAGAAGCAGGCCUAUACAAUCAGCUGGUUUCCUUUAGCAGAUUAUCCCCCAUAUAAACAGUCCGGGAUACAAAACCAUGUGCCUCAUAAUAUAAAUGUGACUUCUAAUUGGAUAGAUUGUGUGUUAAGAAUCAAAAUAUUGUUAACUAUGUUAAAGCACUUUUUGAGAGAUGCACUUGUGUGAUAUAAGAUAAGUGGACACAACACUUUAUGCACUUCAAUGCAAAAUAGUUUGGAAUAUUGAUAGAAUUUUCUUUAAGUAGAAAAGUAAGUAAAAGGUCCUGCUCCCGAUCCACGAAUCUCCUGAUUCUGUUAUCUAGAAAUGUAAGGACACUGGGUGGAAUGCACGGAAGUGCGACAUGAACCUCGACCAGGAAGUAUCCAUAAAGUGGUUGAACGCACAAUUAACAUAAAUGGAACACAAGCGAACCAAAAUGGCGUUGGAGAGAAAGCAAAGCACCGAAAUCUGCAUACAGCUAGAAGAGGGAGGAGAAUUUCAACGAAGAAGCAAAGAUCAAUCUGUAAAAAAUAUAGGAAUCAGGAAGGGAUUGGUGGAGUAAGGGUCAUGCCCCUUAAAACACCUGUGGAAUAUUGGGACUGUCCCUUUUUAAGUGAAGGAAUGUAUGGAAAGGGGAGACUGAUAUACUUUUUCUGUUGGCAUUUUGUUAUUUUAAUGUUUUAAAUUUUAUUGGUCCUUGAGGAAGUUUCCUCAGAGGAACGAAACCUGUAGACCUGUUGUUUUAAAUUAUUUACAUUUUGCAAGAAACCAACGUUUACAACCUACCUGGAACCCGGUUCCUGUUUGUUAAUAGUAGUACCCAAGGGAGAUCCUGAUCCUGACAAGGACCAAAUGGAUACUUUGUGAAGUUCCUGAAAUUUCACUGGAGUCUAUGAGUGCCAUCAGAGCAACUAUUAAAUUGAACGAUACUACACAGUGUUGUACUAUGUUUUUUUUAUUUUAUAUAUUUUAUUCACGUGUAUCCCGCUGUUUUUCGUUUUGAUCUAUUUUGUCUAUACAAGAUUACUAUAUAGGGAAGUUGAUUUGUUUUUUACCCUCCCUUAUUACUUAUUUUUGUAUUCGGGAUGUGUGUUUGCACAUUUGAUUUUCCUUUAGCAGAUAAAUUUGUAGCUCUACUUACUGAAUGGCAAUAUAUGCAGAACUACUAAUUACUUAAAGGGUAUUCAGGCCAUUAUCUUUAUAGUGUGACCAUAAGGAAGGAUAUUGCUUACUAGGUCAUUGUCAAAAUUGCUUUGUCCUCUAUCAACCACUGGGUUUCAGAAGUCCAACAGCAAGGACAUUUCUUGGUGUUGGAAAUGCUCUGUCUUUCACCUGCAGAUCCUCCUCUGCCAUCUUGGUCUUGACUCUGCACUUGCAAUCUGACCAAUGCAUUCAGAUGACCUCCACCAUCGUCAUCCUUGCACCACAUCUGUUCAAAGCAUCCUCCAUGUUUCUCCAUAAUUGUCAAAUCCAUAAUAGUGACAUACCUGCGAAUAGGAUAGCCAGCUCUUAAAGGUUGCCUAUUGCCUCAGCAAUAUGUUCCCUAUGACUUGCCAGUGCUUCCCUACCCUUCCCCCCCCCCAAAAAAAACAACACUCUAAAACACUGUCAAUCAAACACUGUUAGUUUAUUUAAAUGUUCUGUAAUGUAAAAAUAAUGUAGAGUUAGUGUGACCUGUAUGAAUGUGUGUGUGCAAGAGAGUAAAAAAGUUAUAUAUGCCAGACAAGAACCUUACCUAACUCACCAUAAUCACUAAGCCAGAAAUCUACUUCCGGCAUCUCUAGCCCUGUGCUCUAUUGUGCAAAGGACAAAGCACAGACAAAUGAUUGCGGUGUUCAUAAUGUUUAUAUAGAGGAUUUCAAUGAAAUUGACAUGUUAACUUGAUGGGCCAUGAGUUUUUUUUUUUUUUUCUUUUGCAAUUUGACAAUGUUUAUUAGUUUUUGGGGUACAGAAAGGAAAACUCGGAGGGGGAAAGGGCAUAUGGUUCUGACAUCACACCAGCUCAGAUUACAUAAUCAAUGUACAAGACAAUAUCCAUUGUAUAGCGUGUUUCAAACAGCGCCCCUAGACCACUAGGUUACCAACCCAUUGUUCUCCUUCAUGUGCCUUGCGUCUCUGCUGUUAGUAGGAUCUAUGUGGCGGAACUUUGUAAUGGACAGGGAGGGCAUAUGCCCAGGUUCUCUUUAUUGUUGGGUUUAUUUAUUGUUCCAUCCCUGUUUGUCUCGGAGGUGGGUAGAGGUCCGUAGGGGAACCUGUUUGUCGGAGUAUGAGGGUGUACAGCAGAACACCCUUUUGUAACCCUAUGGGGAAGAUGUUGCUGCCUUCUAAUUAUCCUAGUGCAGGGUUUUGUCAUUGAGUGCAGAUGUAACGCCGUAUAUGCACUGUUUCCAAGGCCCUGUUAGUACUGGUGUGGCUGAUCAGACCCUUGUGGGUCAGUCUCAUAAAGGGGGGGGGGGCCUCAGGAGGUCUAUCUCGGAUAAGAUGUGUUGGUGGUCUUGUUGUUUGCAAGGUCAUAUCUUUGAUCUGCUGGCCGUAGUGACGAUUUGUAAACCCUGUCUCCGCUUUGGCCUAGAUUUAGAGAUUAGAACUUCUUUCAAUAAUAGGUAAAUGGGGGUGGGGGAUUGAGUUUAUUCUUUAUUUCGCUCUUCUAAGAUUAUUUGGAUAAUUUAUUGGCUGUGAGAUUUGACAGAUGGUAAACUCUGCUGUAAUGCAUGCGAUGGCUCAUUAUGAACGUAAUUUGAUAACUCGAGAAGCCAUUGGCUUCUUAUGAAUGCAUAUUUCUACUGUAUAAAGACUUGGCUAAUUAUCAUCGUAUUUGCUUUAAUUAUCAUGGAGGAUUGAGUUACUUGCUGUCAAGAGGCACAGUCACAACAGUUUACACAUGUGCAUCGUUGGUAUUAAGGAUUAUUCCUAUUUAAGUAUGACAUUACCAAUUGUGCAUUAUCUGGGAUGUUGAUCAUAGAAUAUUUAAGAGAGCAGAGUAGAUUGGAGGGGGAGAGUUGUUAUAGUAGAAGUAGUGGUUUUAGAACAGUUGGAUACUUUACAUUAAAGGGACACUCCAAGCAUGAUAACUUCUGUACCAUGCUAUAGUUGUUAUGGUGCCAGAAGAGCAAUUGCAGCCCCCAUCGUAAACAGUCAAACUAUUCCAAGCCUCCACUACAGUUAUUGGAGAGCCUGUAGCUCUGUUUGAGCUAAGCUCGGCAGUACAUGACUUAACUCAUUGUUUGUGCACGAUAGCUGAUGCUUUCAGCCAUUGAUCCAGCCCUGGAGAGCUAAUGGAAUGUCCCAAGCAGAUGCUUCUGGCUCUACUGGACCUGGGAGAGAAGGCAGGGUGUGGAACCUGAUCACUUCUGAUACCUGAACCACCACACCCCCUUUUAGGGAUUAUGAUGUUUGGAGUGUUAACAUUAUAUACAUACUACACUUAUACAAAUAUGGCAGAGUAUAUGAAGGUUGGGGAAGAAAUGCAGAUGAAGAGGCGUCCAUGGGGCAGGGAGUGGGAGAUGAAGGUGUGUUGCAUGAAGAAAUAAGGGUGGGUAGGGGAACCAGGCACGCAAUUCCAGGAUAGCCAGGAAAGGUUACAUGGAAGUAAAUGCCAGCCACUGGACAGGAGUAGUGGUCCAAGUUCACCUAUGCAGCAAACCUUACGCUGGUCCAGGCCAUUUUGGAGCUCUUUGCCAUGGAAGGACAGUGUGUUGCUGUAACAAGGAGGAGAAAGGCCUGGAGUGCAGUGAAUGUGACCAUGCAUAACGUAGAUGUCAUUAAGAAGCUGUGGGUAGACUGCAGGUGCCAUUUGAAAGUGAAGACGAUCCCAUGCAAGAGGUAUUGGUGGGAUCCCACCACCCUAGAUCACCAUUAAUGAGUGGGAGGAGCUUCUGAGGGUCAACCCAAGACCUGUUUACAUUGCUGGCAUUCCUGCUGACCAUGACCCCAGUGGUCAAGCAUCUUGCAAAUACCAGGUAAGUUUUGCACUCACAAUAUAUGAGCACUUACUGCAUGGUAACUGUACUAUAUUCUACCACACAGGCCUAACAAUUCUAGGAUCUGUUAAAAACAUGCAGUUGCUAGCACUUAGCAGGCCUCUGUGGCCAGUUUUUAAACAAUCUUUUUUUUUUUUUUUAAUAUAGUAUUCCAUCUACCAAACAGGAAACUUUAAAACCCCUAUGGCAAAUGUUGAUUUUCAAGUCACUGUCCAGUGAAUACAACCCCUGAGUUUACUAAAUAUAUAUGGUGAGACCAGAGUAUGUAAAACCUAAUUGUUAAUUUUCAAAAACUGUAUAUGCACUUCAUAUUUUAAAUUGUGUUUUCAAUUUGUUAGUGGGAUUUCAAGUGUCAAAAGUAAAAGGAAAAAAAAGCAAGUUGUAAAGUUAUAAAACUUUAGAUCAGUACUGGUAGGAAGGAAGAUCUAUCCACUGCUGAGCACACCCUACAUCAGAGGUAAGCAACCUUCAGCAUCUCCUGAUGCUUUGCCAGCGUUGUGGCAGUAGGAGCAUUAUGGGAAAUGGUAGUCCACAACAUCUUGAGUGCCAAAGGUUGCCUACCGCUGCCUUACAUAUUUAAAGUAGUUGAUGUAAUGUCAUCCAACUGCUACUGUACACUCUUGUCCUCCAUUGUGUGAAGACAUAGGAGCUAUAAGAUGUGGGAUUAUUUACUAAACUGGCAAUUGGAGAGAACGGAUAAGUGUAUUGCAAAUUGUAGACCAUAAUAAUGGAUUUGGUCAUUUUCUCCAACCCAGCUAUUGUUCCAGAUUUGAUACUCUGGUCCCUUCAAGAUGUGAAGUUUUCUUAUGAAUUCACCACAAUGCCUGGCUUGUUGAAUAAACCUAUAGGUCUUUGCCUCAUGAUUAUUAUUUACAUAGCGCCAGCAAAUUCCAUAGCUCUGUAUAGUGGGAAUUCCGUACCGCUAUACAAUGGGUGUGUGAAUAUUGCAAAACCAUACAUUUAUUCCUUUACCACGUAAUUGAGUAAUGCUGAGGCUACUCACAGAAUAAUCUUUUAAGAACAGCACAUACUUAAAUAAUUUCUAUCAUGCAACAAAGCGUGUACAUUUUUCAAAUGCAAGUUCAGAAUAGUAGAGAUCUAAUUAGUCUUUUAGUAAAUAUGUAUUUUUCCCUGCAGGUUCUUCACCAUCUAGUCAGGAAGGCCAACGGUAUCCGCACAACAGGCACUGGGACAUUGCCCUAUGCCCAACUUGGCAUUGUAACUCAUGGUCUGUAGUGUGUCCACACCACAGUCUCCACCAUCCGCAUCAGGUAGACUGCCUUCAUAGCCUUUACCUACUGCAUCCACCAGGUCUCCAACAACCAGCCAACUCUGAGAAUGAUUUUAACAUACUAUAGCAACAGAUAUGUGCAACAGCCCAUGAGCAUAAGCAGCAGACACAGAUGCAGGCAAGGACAAAGCACUCAGUGGAGGCCUAUUUUCAGGAUUCUUUGGCUCAUCAACUGGCAACGCAAAGCAGAAUCUUGGUCCGUGGAUAGGGCGUUUACUUCUCAAACCUGCCACCAUAAAGAGACUUGCGGGGCCUCGCCCAUCAACUGCAUUUUGCAGUGCCGUCCCAUGUGUUAACCCUACAUCAUCUGCUUGCACUACCAUGGCAACUGUGUACAAUACCCUCCCUGAAAAAGGAGAUCCUCCACCCCUCCCCAGUUCAACUGCCCCUCCUGUCCCCAUGUCUUUUUUUUUUUUUUUUUUUGCUUUAGCAUUGAGGGCCGGUGUCAAUCUAAAGUUUAUUUAUUGUUUAUAAAACAUUGCUGUAAAUGUUCAUUUGUGUUCAAUAAGCUACCAUUGCUCUCAGCACAAGUGAUGAAUGCUUGUUUGCUGAGUUUAGUGGGAUUUUAUGUUUACAUACAGAAAAAGAAACUCCAAUUUGUAUGUGCAUUCAUUGGUUUUACAUUGACAGACCGCUUCAGAAUACCCAGAAUUUAAUGUGCACUUUACACAUAAAAUUAAACGAUAAAACCAUCCAUCUAACCAUGCUGGUUGUACACAUGAUCAUGGCACACAUAGCCGAUCAGAAUACAGUAUCAAUGAGAAAAUGCUGUUCAUGCUCAUACAUGGUAUAUGUUUAUGGUAAAUAAUAUUUGGAUUUAUCCCAGCAACAUAGAUUGACGCCAGGUUUACAAUAUCUGCAUUUAUGGGUACCAUACACGAUAUCACAAUGAGGAACAGUAAUGGAUCAUGCCAUUCACAUCUUCUACUAUCUCAGUUCAGCAUUUCAACACCUUUUUUAUAUGCUGUUGAUAAAAAUGAAGGCACAAUUUAAACAAUAAGCAAUUAUGCCUGGAAUAAACAACCCCAUACAUGCUAAUUAUAACUUGGAAAAUUCUGUCCCACCCCUCCCAAAAAAACUACUUUCAGGCCUUUUUAAAAAAAUACAUUAUUUGAUAAGACAACAGAUUCGCAUCUAGCGGUUUGUACUGACAUAUAUACAUAUAUAUAUAUAUAUAUAUAUAUAUAUAUAUCUGUAUAGUACUAUCAUAUCCCCUCUAAAGAAAACAAAUACUGUUUUUCCAGAUCUUUCUACAUCAUCACCCUAAUUAAUUUUCCCGUUUGCGUCUGCACUUUUUUUAGUUCUGCAAUAUAUUUAUUUGAAACUAUUGCCCAGAAUUGCACCACAUUUUCAAGAUGUGGUCUUAUCAUUGAUUUAUGAAUCGACAAAAUUAUAUUUUGAUCAUGUGAAUCAAUGCCCCUUUUUAUACACUGCUCAAAACAAUUUAAGGGAACACAUAAACACAAUGUAACUCCAAGUCAAUCACACUUCUGUGAAAUCAAACUGUCCACUUAGGUAGCAACACUGAGUGACCAUCAAUUUCACAUGCUGUUGUGCAAAUGGGAUAGGCAACAGGUGGAAAUUAUAGGCAAUUAGCAAGACACCCCCAAUAAAGGAGUGGUUCUGCAGGUGGUGACCUCUAGUGGUAGCAUGAGACGGAGUCUACAACCCAUACAAGUGGCUCAGGCAGUGCAGCUCAUCCAGAAUGGCACACCAAUGCCAGCUGUGGCAAGAAGGUUUGGUGUGUCUGUCACCGUAGUGUCCAGAGCACGGAGGAGCUACCAGGAGACAGGCCAGUACAUCAGGAGACGUGGAGGAGGCCGUAGGAGGGCAAAACCCCAGCAGCAGGACCGCUACCUCCACCUUUGUACAAGGAGGAGCACUGCCAGAGCCCUGCAAAAUGACCUCCAAUAGGCCACAAAUGUGAAUGUGUCUGCUCAAACGGUCAGAAACACUCCAUGAGGGUGGUAUGAGGGCCCGACGUCCACAGGCGGGGGUUGUGCUUACAGCCCAACACCGUGCAGGACGUUUGGCAUUUGCCAGAGAACACCAAGACUGGCAAAUUCGCCACUGGCGCCCUGUGCUCUUCACAGAUGAAAGCAGGUUCACACUGAGCACAUGUGACAGACGUGACAGAGUCUGGAGACGCCGUGGAGAAUAUUCUGCUGCCUGCAACAUCCUCCAGCAUGAUCGAUUUGGCAGUGGGUCGGUAAUGGUGUGGGGCAUUUCUUUGGGGGGUCGCACAGCCCUCCAUGUGCUCGCUAGAGGUAGUCUGACUGCCAUUAGGUACCGAGAUGAGAUUCUCAGACCCCUUGUGAGACCAUAUGCUGGUGCGGUUGGCCCUGGGUUCCUCAUAAUGCAAGACAAUGCUAGACCUCAUGUGGCUGGAGUGUGUCAGCAGUUCCUGCAAGACGAAGGCAUUGAUGCUAUGGACUGGCCUGCCCGUUCCCCAGACCUGAAUCCAAUUGAGCACAUCUGGGACAUCAUGUCUCGCUCCAUCCACCAACGUUACGUUGCACCACAGACUGUCCAGGAGUUGGCAGAUGCUUUAGUCCAGGUCUGGAAGGAGAUCCCUCAGGAGACCAUCCGCCACCUCAUCAGGAGCAUGCACUGGCGUUGUAGGGAGGUCAUACAGGCACGUGGAGGCCACACACACUACUGAGCCUCAUUUUGACUUGUUUUAAGGACAUUACAUCAAAGUUGGAUCAGCUUGUAAUGUGUUUUUCCACUUUAAUUUUGAGUGUGACUCCAAAUCCAGACCUCCGUGGGUUGAAAAAUUUGAUUUCCAUUUUUUUAUUUUUGUGUGAUUUUGUUGUCAGCACAUUCAACAAUGUAAAGAACAAAGUAUUUCAGAAGAAUAUUUAAUUCAUUCAGAUCUAGGAUGUGUUCCCAUUUUUUUGAGCAGUGUAUAUUUACAGCACUUUACUAGACUUGCAAUGGCAGCUAGACAUUGUACACUGUUGUCUAGUUUAUUUAAAAUUGUUCCCAAGUGCUUUAAUGUUAUCCAUAACUUAACCCUAUUUAGGUGGCUUGAGGGUUCCUUAUCCCAAAAUGUAUGACUUUGCAUUUAUUCAUAUUGAAUCUCACCUGCCACGUGCCCAGUUACCCAUUUUGAAUAGAAGUUACAUCAUGUUCCAACAAUAUUAUCUUGCAUAGAUUUGUGUCAUCCACAAACAUUGAUACAUGACUUUCAACUUUUACUUCAAGAUAAUUUAUAAACAGAUUAAAGAGAAGUGGGGCCAGGAUCCAACCCUGAAGCAUUUCAUUUACCACUUUUGUCAAUAUAAAGAACAAGAUUGGCUAUCUAAUCCAACUGAUUUCAACUUUAAUAGUAACCUUUUGUUUCGAGCUGUAUCAAAUGCUUUGUAAAAAUCCAAGAAGAUCACAUCCACUGGAACACCCCAAUUCAUUCAUAGAACUCAAUUAAUUUAGUUUGGCAUGGCCUGUCUUUCAUAAAACCAUGUAAUGAUAUCGUUGUUCAAAAUAAUUUCUUGAAUAGUCUUGCAUAAUCACCUUUUACAUGAUUUCCCAACCGCAGAUGUUAUGCUCCCAGGUCCGUAGGUUCUGGUUUAAAAUAUAACUUUUUUUUUUUUUUUUUAAGUUAAAUAUGGGCACCACAUCUGCUUUUCUCCAAUCCCCGGUUUGAUUUCUGAAAGAAAAGAAUCAUGAAUGAUUAAAACCAGUGGUAUUGAAAUUUCUAGAAGUUCAUAUACACUCGCCAUCAGCGGUUUAACCAUUCUUGAAAGGUUUAACCACAAAGCUGCCUCCAGCACCGAUAUCCAUUCCCCCCCAGGCGGCAUUUGGCUUCUGAACCUUCACAGCCAAUCGGUGACUCCUCAUUCACAAGGGCCAUGCGCACAUCCAGCUUCACUAUUGGAAAGCAUUGAAUCAGUUUUACUCAGUUACUGCGUCAGAAAGCUCCUUUAGUGGCUGUCGGUAUGAUAGCGAAUAGAGGUGCGUUUAACCCUGCAAUUUAAACUUUGCCGUUUCUCCAAAACAGCAAUGUUUUUGCAUUGUAAGUUUAAACCUACAGGACCACUACACACAGGUCUUUUCAUUUAGAUGAAGUUACCUGGGUGAUUUUAGUGGUGUAAUAUCUGUAAACGUUUGAUAUAUUUUAAAUAUAGUUGUAUCAAAUAUAGUUGAUACAUCUCUUUAGGUUUGGAGUUUCUACACAGUCUUCUGUUAGGGAGAUUAUGUGAAAAUAAGCUGUAAAUGCUGUUUCUGCCUUGUGAAUAUCUAAUUGGAUGCAGUGAUGAACUUUUCUGUUUUUGACAUUCCAAUAAGAAAAUGUAAAUACAUAGGUUGCUAACCUUGUAAUUUUGCUCCUUUUUAAAGUUUUUCCAAAUUAAUUUCAGAUCAUCGUUCCUGUGCUGAAACUGGGCUAGAACUCAUGAGACCAUAUCUGCAUGAAUUCCUUACCUCUGCUUAUGAAGACUAUGACAUUGUAAUAUGGUGUAAGUUUUUUUUUCUGCAACAAUUGUUGUUGUUAGAUUAACAUUUUUAUAAUUGAACCUUGUUCUUUGCAAUACCAUACUUUUUUUUGUUUUCUUGUUAAAUGUACUGAGUGUCCAACAUAUUAAAUGACCUCUAUAGGCACCCAGACCACUUCAGCUUAAUUAAUAUUUAAUGAAGUGGUCUGGGUGCCAGGUCCACCUAGGAUUAAUCCUUUCUGCUGUAAACAUAGCAGUUUCAGGGUUAAAGGUUAGGGUUAAUCCAGCCUCUAGUGGCUGUCUCAUUGACAGCUGCUAGAGGAGCUUUCGCGCUUCUCACUGUGAUUUUCACAGUGAGAAGACACCAGCGUCCAUAGGAAAGCAUUGCAAAUGCUUUCCUCUGAGACUGGCUGAAUGCGCGUGCGGCUCUUGCCGCGCAUGCGCACUUAGCUGAUGACGGGGAAAGGAAGAGGAGAGUCUCCAGCACCGAGGGACCCUGGCGCUGGAGACAGGCAAGUGUUUAAUCCCUUCCUCUCCAGCCAGCCCGGCGGGAGUGGGACCCUGAGGGUGGGGACACCCUCAGGGCACUAUAGUGCCAGGAAAACGAGUGUUUUCCUGGCAUAUAGUGGUCCUUUAACUUUCCCAUCAAUUUGAGGAUAGAGAUUUUGAUUGACCUAUUGCAGCGCUCCACAAAAUCUAAAGCAUGGUUGAACCAACUUAGGACCCAGGCUAUAUUUUUCAUAGAUAUAUUGGUUUUGCUGCCCAACUUAUUUUUAAACCUUUCAUAGGCAACUUCAAAACAAAGAUCAACAAAAAACAUCCAAUGUAUACAUACACGAGUCAUAUAUGACACUCUGGCUCCUAACUUUGUCGAGCUCUGAACUUGGUAUAAAGCAUGGCUUGACAUAUCACAGUAUGGAAAUUUGUUAGAUAUUUGAGCUGGCUUAAAAAAGUAUGCCUCAACACUAUCUUAAAGGACCACUAUAGGCACCCAGACCACUUCAGCUCAAUGAAGUGGUCUGGGUGCCAGGUCCAUCUAGUAUUAACCCUGCCUGCUGUAAACAUAGCAGUUUCAGAGAAACUGCUAUGUUUACAUUAGGGUUAAUCCAGCCUCUAGCGGCUGUCUCAUUGACAGCCGCUAGAGGCGCUUACGCGCUUCUGACUGUGAUUUUCACAGUGAGAAGACGCCAGCGUCCAUAGGAAAGAAUUGAGAAUGCUUUCCUAUGGACUGGCUGGCUGCACACACGGCUCUUGCUGCGCAUGCGCAUUCAGCCGAUGACGUCGGGAGGAGGAGAGCGUUCAGCACCGAGGGAGCCCGGCGCUGGAGAAAGGUGAGCAUUUAACCCCCUUCCUCCCCCUUCAGCCCGGCGGGAGUGGGACCCUGAGGAUGGGGGCACCCUCAGGGCACUAUAGUGCCAGGAAAACGAGUUUGUUUUCCUGCCACUAUAGUGGUCCUUUUAAUGGUGUGGCGGUCAUUCAAAUCCGCUGACUGGUUAUAUGUUGAAAUAAAUACAGACCAUAUGCUUGCAUUUUGAAGAAGAUCAUUUAUUUUGUCAUGAAACUAAGUCGAUAACAUUUUGACAGCUUUGCAGGAGUUUUCCAGGCCUUUGUAACAUGCGUACAACUGUAUUAUAAAACCAAGCUAAGAAAUUUGUUGAUAAGUUUACAAUUAAACCCUCCACAUCAUGGGACAUCACUGAGAAGGCAUGAUCUCCUCAAGCGAUGGAUCCAAAACUCCAUGUUGAGAAGCAUUGGGGACCUAAUGCAUAUGUGCGUCAAGCGCCCCAUGCACACAUUUAUUGCAUUUCAUAAGAAGCAUUAAAUUCAAUGCUUUGCUAUAUGCUUCAAUGUUGCAUUACUGUUUUUUUACUCGGUCAGUGCAGUGAAAGCACCUCUUUUAUCUAUCAAUGAUACAUAGCCACUGCAAGCCAUAGCAUACCCACCAGGAGUGAAUCUCUACUUGUGUAUUAGUAUUAACGAGAAGCAAUUUUAAUCCUUGUGUGUGUGAAAUCUGAGUUGGAGGGACUUAAAUGGCCACCAUAACCUGUACAUCAGCUGUUGCUAAGUAUAUUAAUGAUGGAAACAUACACGACUCACAUUAAGAAGAUGCUGGAAAAACUAGACCAAAAUAAGCAAGCUUGCGCAAAAAUAGCUGAAUAACUUUUUCUUUAGUUGAAGAAUGUUUGAAUAUAUUAAAAAUAAAUAAUGUUUUAACAUGUGUUUUUUUUUUUCUUUUUUUAAUUAUUGCUUUGCCUUUUAAGCUGCAACCAGUAUGAAAUGGAUUGAAGCCAAAAUGAAAGUAAGUUACAAGAUCAAUUAUCUGCUUAGCAUGAACUGAAAUAUGCAACUAUAAAGUUAAUUUCUCUGUUUUGAGGAAAUUGAUUAGAAUACCCUUAUUUUUGUUACAACGGCAACGCUCUGAAACUUUAUUGGUACCAUGAAUGUUUCAAGCUUGCUCUUUUUAAAGAAUUAACGUAUGAAGGCACUAAGAGAUGCAGCUCUCGUGAAACACUCGUUACAUACAAUAUUCAUAUCCCUUGUAGCAGUCAUCACAUAUAGAAUCAGGAUUCAACAUUUCCACUUGCCCACUAGCCAUUGCUGAAUGGAAAUUCAGAAUGUGUCAUGUGUUCAUUGCCGGUGACAAAACUUAGUGCUAUUUGAACAGCUUAUUAGUAACAUAAUACUGUCAUAUGCAACCAUCAGGUCUAGAUGUAAACAAUAGAGCAUGGCAUCAUCAAUUUUAAAGGAACAACUCUUUGUCUUUAAUCCCUUGACUUCGUUGUGAUUAAUUUUGAAUUAUAGACUAUGAGAUUAUAUUUUAUCUACCCACUGUACUUUGCUUAAAAAUUUAUUGUUAAAUUAUAUGCUUUAGGUGUUUGGAGAGUUCUUUUUAUCAAAAGGGCAGAUAUUUGGUGUAUUCAUUUUGGAUUGUUGUUUUUUUUUUUUUUUUUUGUCCCCCAAUUUGUAGUUGUUAUGGUACCAAAACUACCUAUUUUUAGAUGAUUGUGUAAUGGAUUUGAUUCUAGUCAUGCACUAAACAAGUGGAAAUAUAUUUUAAAAUUACUUAGCUGACUGUUGUCUUAUUUUUUUUAAAACAUUUUUUGCCUCUAGGAACUGGGAGUCAGUACAAAUGCCAAUUACAAGAUUACGUUCAUGUUGGACAGUGCAGCCAUGAUCACUGUACACACCCCGAGAAGAGGCUUAAUUGAUGUAAGACCCUAUGCUGCCUGUUUAAUUUGUGUUUCUUGUGAGGUUUUAAAGUGGUACCAAAGGGCUGUCUGAGAAUCACAGGAAAACAAGCUAGUAAACAUCUGGAAAACCAUAAUUAACUGUUUGUCUCGGACCACAGAUUGAUAUAUAAUUUCUAAGAAAAUGUGUUUUUGGGGGAAUAUAUCUAUAGCGGCACCUCGCAUUCCCGGGAGUCCCACUUCGGCCUCCAAUGCUCCAUUCACGUCCUGACAACUCGUUCUGCAGUCAUUCAUGACGCAGAAUGCUCACCCAUUGCCCAUUACUAACAAAAUUACAGUCUACACUUUAGGCAUUGUAAAUUAUUAAAGUGUCCCUAGCACCCCAUUCACACUGUGCUGCUUUAGGUAAUGAUGAAGCAUUAGCAUGAGCCGCAGUGAUUGACUGUGACCAUUUUUAGCCUAUUACAUGGCCCAUUUCUGGUAUGAAUUGGUAUGACUCGAAGGAAGUGUGCAAUCUCUCCUCUAGCCAUACCUCCAGUGGGGCCUCGGCCAUGGAUGGAGAAGCAGCACCAGUGUACUGCAGGCGCUAUAACCAGUUCAAUAUGAUGAAAUGUUGUAUGUAGUACCUAGAGUGUCCAUUUAAGCUAGGUUAUGCACACAACAUUUUUUUUUCUUCAAUUUGACCAUUUUUAUUUUAUAAACAAAAGGGCAGCAAAGUUAUGGCACAUAUUACAGUGUGUACAAGUACAGUAUUACAGAUAAAGAGAAAGUGUGUUACACGUAGUCACAACAACAAUAGUAAAUAAAACAGUAGUACAGGUAGAAGGGUGCCCAAGGGAGCUGCCAGUGAGGCGAGAAUCUUCAGAGUAGUUUGUCAUGGGUAGGGGUAGAAUAUCUCAGGCUUAAAAUCAGCAUGUUCAGGUGAGUGGGCUAGUCAUGUUACACUGGAGUUGCAUUACUGCAUCAGCAAGACAGCGGGCAUUGACAAUAUGACAUCAACGCACAUUUCAUAGAUGGAACAUCACAAGUAUGAUACAGCAGUAAGAUUUCAACAUUUCAAAUGCAACAUCUUAUUUAUAGCAAUGUGAUGUUUACAAAGUUUGUUCGUAGAUAGAUCAAUGAGUUCUUUGUAAAUUAUAUGCUUCCCCUAGUUAGCUAGGAUAUGCAUUGUGUGUAUGUAUUUAUUUAUUUAUAUAUAUUUUUUUGCCAUUGUUUAGUACAUGCUGCAUAUGAGUUCUCCCUUUCCGUUCAUAUUCUCAAUACAACAUCUUAACUAAUCUUGUGAAGUUGUCCUGAAUUCCUUUUCUCUUAAAGAGGAACUGCAAGUCAUCAAUUUUAGCACAACAAAACGGCUAACUGGACAUUACUGGUUGUGCUCAAAACCUUUUCUUUUCUUAUAAGAAGUAGCAGACUGUUGUUUAGUCCAUAGAAAGCCUAUAUUUUUUAUUGCACAGCAGCUAUUGGUGAAUUCAGCAUGGCACAGCAGCUAUUGGUGAAUUCAAUUUGCAUUGAAAUAGACAUUUAUGAAACAUGCUUUUUUGUCUUCCUGUAUUGCAGGUUAAGCCUCUUGGAGUAAUUUGGGGAAAAUAUUCAGAAUAUUAUAGCAAACACAACACUAUAAUGUUUGACGACAUUGGAAGGAACUUCCUGAUGAAUCCUCAAAAUGGACUAAAGGUAAGCUACGACCAAUUAGCAGGGACUGAUUUAUUAUCUUCUUAUAAUCCAAACUAGCUAUUAGGCAAACAUCAAUUGACUUACUGGCCAGAGUAUGUGCAUGUGAUAUGUCACUUAAAUUUUAGAUGUAUAUGCUUCGUGGGUGUAUGCAUUCCAUAAAUUACUUGAAUGGCUGCAGUAAAUUAUAUCUAUUAUAUCACUAUCAUAAUUAAAGCACAUGAGCAACACUGGUGCCUGUGUUGGCUUGUGACUGUUAGUCCAUCACUGUAUCACAGUGAAGAUUAUAUCACAAACCUGCUAUAGGACAAUGUAUGGCUGAACGGGCACACACUAAAUGAUUCUGUAUCUGCAAUAUAGGUCAUACCACGGUCUUUUUAAUCUGUUAAAGAAACACUCCAGACCUCUAAAGCAAUUGAGCUUGCUGGAAUUCCCUUCUUUCUUAUUUUGUUAUUUUUGUUAAAGUGCUGAAUUCAAAAUAAAUCAACACUUUCAUAAACUCCUUGUUUGCACCCCUCAGCUGUCAAUGGGACAGUUAGGAGGCUUCUCUUCCUUUACUGGUUUGAAGCACUUUUCAAAGCAGAAGGCAACACUGUUCAUAGAGACGAAAUGGUUUUAUUGCUUCUCUAUGAAAAGCAUUUUAUUGAUGCAGGGCAGCAAUUGCUGCAUUUGCCAUAGGACUGCAACGCUUCUCCUUGAGAAGCAUUGGAUCUGCUUGAGAGCUCCUAACUAGUAAGAGCUGCGGCUUAUAAACAGUCUUGUUUCUGGGUUACAGUUAAGUAACUCAGUUUGUGGACAUUUAGUGGCUGUAGAAAACCACUUACCUAGAAUGUAAACUCAUGGGUCCAUCAGCACCCUCUGUUCGUGUGUGUCCAACUUGUCUUGUUGCCUAUACUUGUCUGUUGUAAGGUAGUCUAACAUGCUGCCUUCUGCCCCAGUUACGACAUCCUGGUAUGCAUUUCCAGUGGGGCCAGUCCGUCUCUCUGUUUGCCAGAGAUAUACCCCCUGCAUGGCACCAACUUCCCCCAAGGCAGCCUUCAUUUCCAUGACAAUAUAUGGCAUCAUUGCCUUAUAUGGAAUGGCUUACUGCCUGAUAGAAGUCUGGCAGUGAUACAGAAUAAUAACCCAGUUGUCAUGAGUCAUGUGAGGUGCUCAUGUUUCCUUAGGGCUUUUAAGGGUUUGCAGGAAGCAUGUGAAUUGCUCAGAUUAGGAAUAACAAACCAUCUUCACUGUAGUCUCAGCAAUGUAAACACUGCCUUUUCUGAGAAUUGCUGCCUACAUUACAUUACUGUCUAACGCCAUCUCUAGUUGCUGUCACUUGGAAGAUUGCAGGGCUGACAUUCCUUGUCUCCAUGGUCUUCAUGGAGACGCUGAUAUUUCCCCAUAGAGAUGAAUUGAGUCCAUGCAGAUUGGCGCAGCAUGGCAAUUGGUGCACAUGAAGAAGCAUUUUGAAUAAAUAAUUAUUGAAUAUUAUUGGAUGAUUAUUGCGUAUUGUUGAUCUCAGCCAGAGGAGGCGUGGUGACCUCAGCGACACCAGCAUAUCGGGGGAAAUUACUCUACUAAAUAGCUUUAUUUUAUAUUCUAGGGCUGGCAGCAUUUAACUAGCUAGUAUAAACUCUAGCUAGAGUGUAAAUUUACUCGGAGAUGUAAAUGACAUACACUUUUUAAGUGACUAUUAAAUAUGGAAUUGUUGAAAACACAUUUUCAAAAAGCAAAUUGACUAAUAGUUUUUGAAUUCUAUCACGUCGCUAUGUUGCGUCAACAAAUGAUGUUAGUGUAAGCAGACUAGACUUGUUAUCUGUACUUUACAUAGCUUUCUUGAUUAAGGCAGCAGGUAUGCAGUGAUACUGCUGAAUAACUUUGAGAGAUUGAUAUUGGCCUCCUACUCCUCUUGAGAGAUAAUUAUGUAAUAUUUUUGUUUCUUUCAUCAGAUCAGACCUUUCAUGAAAGCACAUCUGAACCGGGACAAAGAUAAAGAACUCUUGAAACUUUCUCAAUACCUUAAAGAAAUAGCAAAACUAGAUGACCUUUCAGAGCUUAAUCACAAACAUUGGGAAAGGUAAGCAUAGUCUACUCCUGUAUUAGAUAUGAUGAGAUGUAUGAUUUUUUUCUGUGUAUAUACGAAACAGGGAUAGCAAAAAGAUAGCUGUUCCCCACGUCAGAUACAAUUUACAUGAAGGUGACUGAAUGGAAAUGCAUUGUAGAAUAUAUGGUUCUGCAAAACCUGAAUAACUGCUUGUUGACCACUAAUGCGAACAUUUACAGGUUAUCACACUAUGAGAAAAAAGAGAAGAGAAGAAUGAACUGGAAGACCACCAGAAUAGAAUACAAAGGUGGAGCACCUGUUCAUUCAUAAAUCUAUACCUCUCGAAAAUAUAUGUACUAUAUACAACGGGUACUAAGACCUUUAAUAGAAAAAGACAUACAUAUAAAAGUUAUAUAUAUAACUGGCUAUAAAAACUGCCAGAAAGGGAUUCCCCUGAGGGAUAUUUCAAGUGAGUGAGAUAAAUAUUCACAAAAACUAACUAGAACAAAUCCUCAUUGUAGGUUCUAUAAAUUACCUGGCAUAGAAAACACUGUUAUAGAAAAAAACAGAAGAAAAGAUAUUAUGUAUACACAACAGACUUAUCCAGGACUUAAUAUAGAGGCAGAGAGGGGAGAGAGAGGGGAGAGGGAGGGUGGGGGGUAAAUAUAGGGUUAAAUGAAAAGAGUUACCCUGAUAGUAAGCGUGUCCCUAAACGUGGUGAGACAGUUGCAAAUAAGGGUAAAUGUAUUAACAACGUGCAGUAUGAGUAGUAUAAAUGUUAGGCUAAUAACCAGAAAUGUUUGCUGCCAAAAACCUCAAAAUGCACCAUUAAUAUACCCCAGCUGACCCUGAGCUGCUAGCUGACUCCCAAAUUGCCAGGGAGAUAAAAAUAACUACCUGCUGCUUCAAGGCAGCCUAAAGAUUAUCCCUAUUACCCCAACUCCCAUCUGCCUAAACAGACCCUAAACGGUCAUAAAAAGAGCAAAGAGGAUGUCUAGUUAAAUAAGAAAAAAUAAUAGAAAACACAAAAGAAACUCAAAGUGAAUGCAUCGGCAUUGCUAAAUUGCUCGACGCGCGUUUCGUCGUAACUAACCGCCUUUGUCAAGAGUCAGCUCUUGACAAAGGCGGCUAGUUACGCCGAAACGCGCGUCGAGCAAUUUAGCAAUGCCGAUGCAUUCACUUUGAGUUUCUUUUGUGUUUUCUAUUAUUUUUUCUUAUUUAACUAGACAUCCUCUUUGCUCUUUUUAUGACCGUUUAGGGUCUGUUUAGGCAGAUGGGAGUUGGGGUAAUAGGGAUAAUCUUUAGGCUGCCUUGAAGCAGCAGGUAGUUAUUUUUAUCUCCCUGGCAAUUUGGGAGUCAGCUAGCAGCUCAGGGUCAGCUGGGGUAUAUUAAUGGUGCAUUUUGAGGUUUUUGGCAGCAAACAUUUCUUGUUAUUAGCCUAACAUUUAUACUACUCAUACUGCACGUUGUUAAUACAUUUACCCUUAUUUGCAACUGUCUCACCACGUUUAGGGACACGCUUACUAUCAGUGUAACUCUUUUCAUUUAACCCUAUAUUUACCCCCCCCCUCCCUCUCCCCUCUCUCUCCCCUCUCUGCCUCUAUAUUAAGUCCUGGAUAAGUCUGUUGUGUAUACAUAAUAUCUUUUCUUCUGUUUUUUUCUAUAACAGUGUUUUCUAUGCCAGGUAAUUUAUAGAACCUACAAUGAGGAUUUGUUCUAGUUAGUUUUUGUGAAUAUUUAUCUCACUCACUUGAAAUAUCCCUCAGGGGAAUCCCUUUCUGGCAGUUUUUAUAGCCAGUUAUAUAUAUAACUUUUAUAUGUAUGUCUUUUUCUAUUAAAGGUCUUAGUACCCGUUGUAUAUAGUACAUAUAUUUUCGAGAGGUAUAGAUUUAUGAAUGAACAGGUGCUCCACCUUUGUAUUCUAUUCUGGUGGUCUUCCAGUUCAUUCUUCUCUUCUCUUUUUUCUCAUAGUUUGUUGGGGUUAAGCCCCCUAUACCUCUUGUAACCUCUACAGAGUUUGGGGAGUUGAAUAAUUUCAACACCCUAUACACUCUGUUCUUUUUCAGGUUAUCACACUAACCAUGGUAGGCAUCUAUUUUUCAUAAAAGCGCCAUUAGAUCUUGACAAGAGAACUUGGUCACAUAAAGAUAACAAUGCAUAAAAUGCUUCCUCUCUUAAUAUUCAACAUAUCGUAUAAAUAUUGGUUCUAUUUUAAUGAAUGUACCCAAUACGUAAAGGAUAGACCUUUUUGCAUCAUUGUUUGAGUUAAUAUAAUGGAGAGGGUGUCAGGAUCUCACACUACACCUAACACAUUAUUUAAAUUCUUGUAUUUAAAGGGACACUAAAUACACCAAAAUAACUUGUGUAUAGUGUACCUCUCUCUACAUUCUCACUGCUCAAUUCUUUGCUAAUUAGAAAUUAAAUCACUGUCUUCAUGCAUCCACGAUUUUACCUCCCUUGUAUGUGACCUACACGGUUUCCCUACUCAUUUCCUGAAAAGAGAGAUCUAACCUUUAAACUUCCUUUAUUGCACAGUCUAUUUAAUUUUUCUCCCGCUGUUGGUUAAGUUCAGUUAACAGGAGAUCCAAACUUCUAAAGUAAACACGCUGUAGUGUCCUGUCUGAUUGAAAAUGAAACAAUUUUUCAUGUAGGCUUUGUGAGUCCCACCCAGGGGAGUUGUGAUUAGAGCUGUAUAAACAGAAACAAAAGUGAUUUUAACUCCUAAAUGACAAUGGAAUUGAGCAGCUAGACUGCAGGGGCAUGAUGAAUACAUCAAAACUGCUUUAUAAAGCCAAAGGCAUAUUGGAGUUUAGAGUAUCCCUUUAAAUAGUAUCCCUUUAAACACUAGAAAAGCAAGACAGGAGAGGAAAAGUAUAUAUUUUUAUGAAAUAAAUAUAUGAGGCAUAAUUUUGCAUUAAGUCUUAAAGGGACACUAUAGUCACCAGAGCAACUACAGCUUAAUGUAGUUGUUCUGGUGAGUAUAAUCAUUAUAUACAAACAUUUUUAUGCAAACACUGCCUUUUCAGAGAAAAGUCAGUGUUUACAUUGCCCCUAGGGACACCUCCAAGUGACCACUCCUCAGAUGGCCACUGGAAGUGCUUCCUGACUCAAUGCUGCACAGUAAGAAGCACUGUCAUUCAGCCUCUCCACGCUCUGCAUGGGGAUGCUGAAUUUUCCUCAUAAAGAUGCCUCCUUGCUGCUUUUAGCCAAUCCAAUGCUUUCCCCAUGGGGUUUUGCAAACAAGAUAAUAUAUAAGCUAAGUUGACCGCUCCAGUCUUUUCUUCAAAUGAAGGAUCUCUGAUCUCUCAUACUUAAAAUGCUUGCUAUCAAAUUCUUAAAAUGCAGAUGAGGGCUUCACAGGAAGCACGCCAUAUAAUAAAUGUGGCCAGAAGUAAGUGAGGACUUGCAGGCAUAUCCUCAGAACACACAAGGUUAAUACUGAUGGCAAAGGUUUAAUGUAGACAACCUUUCCAACAUUAGCAAUUGUGAAAUGUCUUUAUUUGCUGAUCCAUAGUGGGCGAGGAAUUCCACACAUGCCUUUGUAGCGCAACUGCAUCAACAGUAAAGUAUUUUGUGACCGGAUAUGUUCACUAAUUUAAUUGGUAGGUGUUUACAAUGAUAAAGUAUUUGUUGAUGCACAUUUUUCAAUAAGGCAGAAGUGUUUCCUAGUGGCAAUGAUUGCAAUGACCAGCAGGGGGGCUCAAUUAUAUGAAAUGUCACUCUUGUGAAACCUGUAGAUGCAUGCAACACAAUUCCAAACCACAGGGCCAGCCAUCAGACGUAUCUGUAUAAAUAAACAGAUUCAUCCCUCUCUAUGUGAUGUGUAUAUGGCAAAUAUUUAUCUUCGUUCCACCCUGAGACGUAUGGAAUACGCCUUUUAAAAAUUAGUUUGAGUGUAAAUAAUUCUGAAGAAACAGCUCUUCCUACUAGAACCAUUUAACAGUGAACUCUUUUUAUAACUAUAUAAAGGGAAUUUACACUAAUGAAUAAAACACUGAAAAUCACGUUAAACUGGGUUAGCUUUUUUUUUUUCUUAUAUAGUUAAUUUUUCGCAAAUUACAUUCCAAUCCAGUUCAGGCAAGGCGAAGCCAUGACAAAUCUUGUAGAUGAGAGGGUUAAAAGGAAACAUUGUUUCAUUUUGGCUCUUCUCUGUUUGAUUUUUCUACUGAUCUGACUGCCAGGUGCCAAGGACAGAUGUUAAAAUAAUGAUUGGCAGUAAGAUAAAAUGGAGGUGCACAGUUCCAGGUUAAAGAGUUGAGUAUUUCUACAUUUAAUUUUGGUUUUUACACCUCACAAAUACAUAUUUGUUAAAUAUAGGGAUAAGUAAACAUAAUCUUAGAAAUCCAUGAACAGGACAGUUACCCUUUAAGGGUUUAUUAAUUUACAGACUGUUCUUUCCCCCUUAAUAUUCUAGUUCAUUUGUUUACAGUAAAGUGUGUGUUUUAGGUUGCAUUUGAAUUGAUAGCAAGGUUGUUCUGAUAGUCUGUCAUUAUUUGUGCAUUAUUCCCUACAAUUAAGUUGUGAUGUCAUAAGCAUGUUAUAAAGCUCUACUUAGCACCUACAGUCACCCAGUUGUUUUUUAUUUUACAGAUAUCUUUCUAAGAAGCAAGGUCAAUGACAACAUAUCUCCGUAAAAGGACACAAUGUUUAGAUUUCUGUUACUGUUUUUUUUAUUCAACCCUGCAUGCAUGCUUUUGGAGGUUGAUCUGGCACAUUCCUUUGCUUUCUACUUUUUUAUAUACAUAUAUUUUGGUUCAGUUGAGAUUUUCAGGGUUUAACUGAAUGUUGCCAAGAUGACUUCUUGUUCAAAUGAUACAUUUGCUUUGGCAUGUUAACUGAUCAAUGAAAAUUUCUAGUUUCAAUGCAUCAUCUGUAAUCUGACCAAAUCUCAUUUUUGAUAAUCAGAACUUUUAUUUAUUUUUUAUAUACUGAAAGCUCAGUAAAUACCAUUAUUUUGCAUGUUUAUCCAUUCUCUUCCAAUUUUUAUUUCCUUGGCAAAGAAUUCAUUGGAAUUUUUUUUUUUUUUUUUUUAGUAGUUUAAACAUAUUUUUUUUCUUUUUUUUUGUAUUUUGAAUGGUCUCAUAGGACACGUGUAAUACAAAGGAUCUUUAAUGUAAUUUGCCAGAAAAACUGUCAAUAAAUUGAGAACCAGAGGCAUGGACUUUAAAAGUGGAUAUGAAACCUAUUUGGUUGACUAGAGUUGUUAAUUUUAGUUUUUGUAGCAUCUCUCUGAGAUAUCUUAAUUCCACUAAAUACCUAUAUCUUAAGUCAUUUGAUUAAAAGAAAGAUCUGCAC
This is a messenger RNA of Pelobates cultripes (western spadefoot toad), 49246 nucleotides long. The record is from the annotation of a GenBank genome assembly. NCBI's taxonomy places the organism in Eukaryota, Metazoa, Chordata, Amphibia, Anura, Pelobatidae.